GUAGAAAGAUAAGAUCAAAAAAGGGGACACGAGAAUUUACAAGUCAUUCACUGACUCAAAAAUGUCAUGUAGUUCGUUCCAUACGGUGUACUUGUAAGACUUCAUAUUACGUGAAAGAAAUAUGAGAAGUCAAGACUGGCUGGUAGUCGAUUUUAGUGUGUAUAGCAAACACAGGCCGUAUAUCAUGUCGCGUGACAUUUUCUUUCAGAACAGAUGGCCAUGUGGUCAUAAUUGAUUACUAUUCUGUCGAUCCGAACAGCUCAAGUUUGUUUUGCUUCCUCUUUGCCUGUAACCAUCGUUUUUUGCACUCCUUGUAAGCACUGAAAUAGUCUUCGCACUUGCUGUGGUCGAAAUUAUUCUCAGUCAAGCACUUGUAAGAGGCCUCCAUAGCUUCGGAACAUGGAAAUCCAUCGAAAAAUCUGUGUGCGUUCGGGUCCAUUCCAGGGGUAUGGCCUUUUGGACGACUCAUCUUCUUCGUUGCAAAAAGAAGUAAUCUGUGAGUAUUUAUCAAGUUAAUUGCGGUAUUUGUUGAAAAAAACAUAUACAGCUCUUCGAAAAACAACACAAUUUUGUCAUUGAGAUUGCGUGACUAUAAACUACGUGACCAAUCUGCAAUAGAAAAGCGGAUUUCGAGCUAAAGUCAUGCGUUUUAGUACCCAAACUGGUUUCCCGCCAAAAAAUUAAAAUGUGGUAGUGUUCGCGAUUGUAUUCACGUUUUGAGUCGUAAACAGACAUUUCCUUUUCUUUCGAUGGCUGAUUGAAAAAAACCUUGGGUCACUGUUAAAAUCCUUCAAAGCAUGGUUCUUCUACAUAGUGGCAAGAGGAAGAAAGGAGAUGGGGAGCAAGGCGAUGAUAGCGAUUCACGCUCGCGAUCCAGGUAACAGGCGCCAUCUUGGAUUUGUUCGGCGAUAGUCAACUUUGUGUACUCUUCAAACCUUUGAAAAAAGACUUUCGAUUUCUCAAAAUGGAAAAAUGAAAGGAUCAAGAACAAUUAAAUUGAAAAUUUUUGUUUAUCUGUUACUUAACUUGUAGUAACUUUCUCGUAGGCCUGAUGAAGGCGCGUCAACGGAGGCCAGAUUGAAUAGGAUUCAAUCUAAUGACGCUCUUGACGUUAAGUACGGCUUUGAUCGCUACAAGGAGUCAGUGGAGAGGCUAGGAUGGUUGAUGAAUAUGCACCCAGUAAGUUAACUGUCGACCUUUGAAUUCUGCAUUUCAACGAAACAGACUUUACAAAUGUACAAAAAAACGUACAUCACAAUGGAGUUCAGGGACCUGUAUGUUUCUUUCUGCUGUAAUGAGAAGAUUGAUGCUGAUCAUCUUGAAACUUAAAUCUUUAAUUACAAUACCCCUAAAACAGCGUAACUAUACUAGGUGUGUUAAAAGGCCAAAGAGGAUAUCUACAAAAAGUUACUGUAGACUUACCAAGGUAUAUUUUUUUAUUUUCAGACAGAAAUUAUUGAUGAUGACAAGAAGAUGAUCAGUGCUGUUGACCUUUACUUUAUUCAGGAUGAUGGAGGGUGCUUUAGGGUAUGAUAACAACAAAUUGCAAUGUGAGAUCAGGUGCCAGUUCAUGGGAAGCCCAUAAAGGCUGGUUUUCACUAGCGACGGAGUCGGAGUCCUAAUUGGAAGUGUAGACUCCGUCGCUUACAUUCCACUUAUGAUCUAGUGAAAACCAGAUUGUUGGAGUUGGAAGCAGAAGAACCAAACCAAUCACAAAACGUGGGAACGUGCAUUGUGAUUGGUUUAUCCUUCCACUUCUGCUUCUGAUGCUGACGAUCUAGUUUUCACUAGAUCAUGUAAGCGAAGGAGUCGUAAGCGGAGUCGGAAGAAAUGGAAACGUUCUGAUUCUUCUGACUCCGAUUCUGUCGCGCUUAUGACUCCGCUUACGACUCCGAUUUUUGAUUUUCACUAGGUCAUAAGCGCUCUUACGACUCCGACUGCGACUCCAUCGCUAGUGAAAACCAGCCUUAGAUGCUAACCCAGGAUUAAACACCGCUAAUCACAUGAUAUAUUUUAUCCCACAAUUAGAUUCCGUUCCUGGAAGCAUGAUUAAUCCGAAUCUAGGAAUAAACUGCGUGUUAAAUUUAACCCACCUUGUGAGGUCAAUUAAAAUGUAAAUCAGGUAACAAGUUUGUCAAAACAAACAAAAUGGCGGACUAACCGUACCCUUUAUUGGUCCACAAAUAUCCGAAAGAAAGUUCCAACAGCAAGAAAUUGAUCUCCACCAAUUCACUGACUAAGAACUUUGCGGCAGAUUUAGUUUUGGCCAAGAGUCAGUAAAAUAAUAUUAUCUGGUAGAAAUCCUCAAAGAAAACCUUUCCAGCAACUGGGACCAUAGCCUUUUUUAUUUUGCUUGGCAAAUAAAACCCAUGUGAAAGAAGUUAAGAGCACUGCUAAAAGUCAGAUCAUUCAAAGGGUUAACAGUGAUAAUCAGAGUUCCAUUGCUGGCCACAUUUUUUUCCUCGUUGAGUUACACAGAGGGAUCCGCAUGGAGAGAUUUCAGAGAGGCAAAACCUAAGUUUUAUUAGAUUAAUAAAAUCAGGUUCAGUUUGGGAAAAUGUGAUCAUUAAUAGAGUAGUUUCUAUGGACUCCAUUUCAGUAUGUGUUCUCUUUUUAAUUUGUCCUCUAGGUGGCCUUACCUUACAAGCCUUAUUUUUACAUCCUUGCAAAGAAGGUAAGCUUCUCUCGGGUCUUUUGUAAUCACAUGGCAGUACUAGUGUUAUGCACCUGUCUGCGUCUAGCCACAGUUGGAAAGGGUAGGGGUACACGGGAAACUGUUAUCAAAGCUAUACUAACGUGCAUAGCAGGCACUUGCAAGUAAUUUGGAUACAAGAUAAAACAGGGCGUGUUCUUAGAGGUUUGUCACACAUUCCUGUCCCACAAAUGCCUGCUGAAACAAGCGGUGAAUUCCUUUUCCAUUGUUUGCAAAUAUCAGCUGGGGCUCAUGUGCAGAUUGUUGGAGAAGCAAUUGGCACUAUUGAAGUCAAAGUGUUGACAAGCCAAACAUGACGUACAAGCUCAAUAGAGUCGUAGGUCGUAUACAGUAUCUCAUAUUAUUUUGUUUUAGUCCUAUUCAUGACUGCAAUUUUCCUGAUUCCUAACACUGGGACUUGUUUUAUCAUGUUACAGGACACCGAUCGUGAAGUUGCAACUUUUUUGAACAGAAAGUUUGGUGGAUUGAUAGCAAGCAUUGAAACUGUAGCUAAAGAAGAUCUAGACUUGGUAAGGUUUACAUUUAGAGUAUUUAGGUUUGGUGAUUCAAUUUUAUCCUUGGAGGUUAGCACCCUGUAACAUCUGCAGAGUUCCUCAUAUCAUACAAAACCCAUUAUCUGUCCUUUAAACCCACCAACAAUAGAUGGGUGUGGGAAAGGUUCCUGGAGAAGUGGAAGGGGGCCGCAAGCGAUCUUAGAAGGUAACCAUGACAACCCUGAGAGCGGCACCCACCAGGCACCGUCACACUGAGAACCUCCGUGGAAAGAGGCGCAGAUACUUACCAAAACAGCAUCCAGAGAGGAGAAAGGGCUGGGGGUAAAAAACAACUAUAACUGCUGUACGCGCAAGAAAACAUGAGCAAAAUGAUUGACUUCUGCGAAAGUGCUGUAAAAUCCCUAAGGGCCUGCUAAACCCCAAGACCGCCCCACAUACGAUUAGUGGUGGAGACCGCUGGUCAGUAUAGUCUCGCGUUUAGCCUUGCCUAAAUUACAUUUAGCCACAUAUAAAGCGCAAAUUUAUUUGAACAAAAUAAUGUAUUUACAAGAGAAAAGAGUUCAAUUCCCACAGGACUGACUUGGUACAACAAUAUGGCUGCUAUGAUUUCGUCUGAAAAUGCUCUAUGAAUUUUUAAUUGUUGGAUGUCUAGUAUUAUUGGAUUCUAGGAAUUGAUGGAAUUCUUCCAAAUAAUUUUGGUCAGCAUAGAUGCAUUGUGAAAAAAAGUAGAUAGGAAAUUUGAGAAAUGGAGAAACAUUUCAAAUGGAUGGAAAAGUUAAUAUUAUUUUUAUGGAACCAAAUUUUUCUUUGUUGUUUAAUGUGGUAUACUCUUUUUUGUAAUUUUUAGAACAACCACCUUGUGGGACUAAAGAGAGACUAUAUAAAACUGUCAUUUUUGACUGUGAAUGACUUGAUGAAAGUCAAGAGGUAUGUUUGAAAUGUAAUUCAUGUUAUUGUCCGUAAGGUAGAAUCUCGCUGUCAGGUCAAUGCAGUUUUUUCUAUCAAGAACAGUAAACUUAUGCAAUGUAACGGGAUGGGAGACAGAAGAAGAUGGAAGACCUUGCUUGACAAAGCAUGACAAUAAUUAUGUUUUUGGGACGUUUUUGGCCUUACCACAUCCAGGCCAAUCCAGUGCAGUAUACUCCACUGGGGGAUAGUUUGGGCUCAGGAACACUUUUGUCACAUGAGGAAUUUUAAUGUCAUACUGAUCACUUUUACUUCAACUUGGAGAGUUGUCUUUUCUUCAGGCUUAAAUUUAAUACAGCAUACGAAUCACGGCAUUAAUUUACAGUACCAUAGAAAUGUCAAAUUAAAUGUUUUUAAGGGAUUAAUGCUAGCUAGGAGACACUUUUGAUCCUGUUGUUUUAUCUUUUGCACAGUGACCUGGACUGUGCCUUGUGGAAUAUCAUUCUUUGCAUAAGCAAAUGUAGAAAUGAAUCAAUAAAAGUAAAAAGGUUGAAAAUUUCUUAUCUGCUAUGUUUUGUCAAGGGAAAUCAUGCCAGCUGUAAGAAAGAACAAGGAACAGGCCAAGACCAAUGCAGCGUACAACAUUGUAAUGGGCACUGAUAUGAACGAGGAAGAAAUGAUUGCCGCUAACAGAAGAAAUGCUGAUCAAAUGUCUAAUGUUAUUGACAUCAGGUAAUCAGGAUUUCUGAGUAUGACGAAAAUUUAAAAAAUCACCUUACUUACUCAAGUAAUUUUUAACCUACAAUAGGCGACAAAGUUGUUGAGACAUUGCACUCAAAUAGGGUAACUUCAGAGAACAAAAGAAUCCACACCCCUCCCCCUCCCCUCCAUUCAUUUUCCCCUUUUAAAAAAAAGCCCCAUUUUGGCGAAGUGUCUCAACUGAUUUUGUCGUUGUAGGUUGGUUACAAGUUUCCUUGGUCUCCUAGCCCUAAUAUUAUUAUUCAUGAAGGAAAUUGAGAAUCAGUGUAGGUUAAAAAAUUUACCUGAAUUUAAUUUUGACCUGUAAUAUAUAUAGCAGUAUGUUUGGUGAUCCAUUAAUGUCACAGGGUAACAAAGAAUAAAUUAUUAAAGUUUAAAUUAUCAUUUUUGUUUUUAGGGAAUAUGAUGUUCCGUACCAUGUGAGGGUAGCAAUUGACCUCAAAAUUUUUGUGGUGAGUUAAAUUUGCAGUUUUUGUCUUAGAACUUUAAAGCAAAAGAAGAAAAAUAAAGCUAAUAUUAAAAUGUUAAUUUCUUUCCUGUUUAAGGGUCACUGGUAUAAUGUGAAAGUGCGUGGUGGAAUUCAUGCUGAGCUCACACUAAGAGAUGACCUCUUGGACAGGCCAGUAAGUUUUGUCUUCUGUGUAGAAGAAUAAACUGACGUUCGUUUUGAAAUUUGUGGUGUUAUAUUUUCUGCUGACUUAUGGUUUAUGUAUGGUUAUCCUCUGGCUUUUGAAUGGCUUUACCUACAAAGUACUGUUUAAAAAAUGAGCAGGAGCACAUUAUCAGGUUUAAAAACGCUAGGUGAAGCCAAGAGUUUUUACGCCUGAUAAUACACGACUGUGACUUCUUUGAUUGGCUUUAAAAUCUCAGAUAUAGAUCAACUCAUUCUUGCACUAAUAAUAAUUUAGAUUUGGGGUUAUUUUGGUCUAAAAAACUGGAUGUAAAGUUUAGCCGUAUCUUUAUCAGAUAUAAAGACACUUGUUAAAUAUCAAUUUCUUUUGUUUUUUCUUUAUGAAUUAUUAAGUGCUGUUUCAUACGUAUGAAUGUAAACUAACAAUGUUUUUCUGUAUUUUUCUCUCAAGGAUCCUGUGGUAUUGGCAUUUGAUAUUGAGACGACAAAGUUGCCACUGAAGUUUCCCGAUUCUAGCACAGACUCCAUUAUGAUGAUUUCCUAUAUGAUUGAUGGCCAGGUAUGACCCUUCUUUCUUAAAAUGCAAUGACAAACUCUGUAUCUGUGAAGCCGUCAGGUUGUCCUUGUUCAGUAGCUGGACUGUCUCCUUACAGUUAUGCUAAACAUCCUGAGUCCCCUUGCCCCGCCCAGCUCCUUGUGGUACACCACAGAUAGCUUACCUAGUGCAAAGUCAAGAGAUGCUGUUGCAACAGUUAUGAUCAUGCACAUACUGGUGAACCAUUUCUAUAAAGAUGUAUGUCUUUAAUAAUUGAAGUUCAGGAAAAGCAAUCCACACAGGGCGGUGUGAAUGAACAUAGAUUUAGUGGCAUUUUAGAGUGAAUAAUUGUGUUGAGUGAUUUUUUUGAUUUGUAUUAACUGAUCAAGAUCUGCGUGUGCCAACAAAAGUUGGAGUGAUAAAGGGUCGCUAACAUUCAACGUAAGAAAUUAACAUUUUUUGCAGGGCUUUUUAAUCAUUAACAGAGAGAUAGUAUCAGAAGACAUUGAAGAUUUUGAGUACACUCCCAAACCUGAAUAUGAAGGACAAUUUACAGUAAUUAAUGAACCAGAUGAGGUACAAGUUUGCAAUCUUAUAUUAGUAGAAUAUAUAUAUUUUUUGAUUGGUUGGUUGGGGAUGGGGUUUUAGACAUGAGCAUUCCACGUAAAUUGCAGUGUUGGGAUACCAGGCUGCUCCCUGGUUUGACCCCCACUACACCCUCCCAAGCCCUAAUAAUGUUCCAGUUUCACUUCCUACUUGUCUUUCUUUUGCAAUAGAACUUCAGAGAUAGCGUGCAAAGAAAGUAGUGUCUGAUAGCCCGUGGGUAAUGGAUUUUGCCAUUGGGCUAGUGAAUUCUGUUUUUACUUUUCCUGAUGGGCAAGUGACGUCUUUUGAGGAAAUCGAAUAACAGAAGAACUGUGAAACCAGUUCUGCUAGUCGCGUAGUUUUUAAGGGUAGUUGAAAUGACGUCUGGGCGAGUAAAUGCUAGCUUCAGCUUGCCCGAAUGGCACGCUGUAAAAAUGAUUUUCUUUGCACCCUAACAGAGGAAAAAUAACUCUUUUAUUUUUCUCUUAGGCAAGCCUCUUACAGCGAUUCUUUGAGCACAUACUUGAAGUCAAACCAAAUAUCUUUGUAACUUAUAAUGGAGACUCCUUUGAUUGGUAGGUAUUGUGUGUACAGUGUACUGUUUGUCAAUUCCUCCAUCAACACAGCAACACAGCUUCUUUACAAACUCUCUCCCUCAUUCAUAUUUAGUCAAGGGUUACUUUCAACAUGAUUUAUUGAUGAAACUAAACUGUAAGAACAGCCAGGAAUGAAGAAUUCUACAAGGGUGUCAGCUUUCAUCCUAAUCUUGUACAUAGUCCCAUGUUAGUUGUCCAGUUUUUAGCAGUAGAUGUGACAACAUUUAAUAACUUUUUAUAGAAAUUAGAAAAUCCAUAUUUUGCAUUUUAAUUUUUCACUAUGUAUUUGAUUUAUGCAUGGAAAAUUUUCCUCAGUGGAUAUUUGAACUUGACAUGUUAAUUUGAUAUGAAUGUUCAGUUACUGUUUUUUGUUGCUUGUCAGGCCAUUUGUUGAAGCUCGUGCUGCCCAUCAUGGUGUUAGCAUGUACGAGGAAAUUGGUAGGUACAAAAUCAUCCAGCAAGGCUGUGCUCUGGCACUUCCUGGUGGCCUCUGGUAACUAACUUUUACCUUUGUUUGACAAGAAAAGCUUACAUGUAACUUUUCCUGCAAAAUUAAUCAGAAAUGUAACUUGUACAGCAAUGAUUGUUGACAUUAUUUGUAUGAUAACUAAUAUUGUGAUUGUCAGUGGCAUCUGCUGGUAAAAAACUGUCCCAGCUGCCUGUGUCACUGACUGAAAAAACAUCUUUAUCAGUAGUUUUUUUUUUGCCCAUCAAAGUUUAAAUAAAACAAAUGCUGGACACUGUUGUUAGUCCUGGAAUCUUGUGUUUUGAUUUAUUCAUUUGCCACUUUAGAAAAGAUAGGGAAAAGAUAGGGUUACUGGGACAAGGGAAAAAUAUUGGCCGAUAGCAGACUGGCGUGUCCUCAGUAAUGAUCCUAGAAGUCUUUCCGAAAGUUACUUGGCCAAGUUUUCUCUUCAUUUCUAAAGUGGCCAAUGAUAUCUGCCAAUCCUUACAUGUAUGACUCCCAAGUAAACUAAAUGAUUAUUAUUCAACUUUUAGGGUUCGUUGCUGAUGCACAAGGAGAGUACAAAAGCAGGCCUGCUAUACACAUGGAUGCUUUCAGGUCACUUUGCUAUAUUAUUAUUAUUAUUAUUUUGUUUCUUCAAUAUUUUUGUGAGGUGCUCAUUGCCAAUACCUGCUUUUUAACAGUUUUCUAUCAUAUUGUUUCCUUAGAUGGGUGAAAAGAGACAGCUACCUCCCUGUUGGAAGUCAAAACCUGAAGGCUACCACUAAAGUAGGCAACUAUCGCUAUUUUGUCAGGGCUGUCAUUAAGAGCUGGCGGCCUGGGAUUUCCCGCGGCUACUAUGAAUGUGACCCCUUGCUACUUUCAUUGGAAAAUAGAAGAAAAAAAAGGACCAAAAGAAAUCCUUAGCUGUUUGAUUCCCCAUCUACUUGUUAUAUUUACCUGGGAACUUGAAAUCUUAGUGACAAGAACCCUGUUUGUAGUAUUGCAUUGAUUGGGAAUUUACCAGUAAACAUUGCGUUGAGAAUGUUAUGAUCUCAAUGAUUUGUUGCAUGUGACCAUUCUUGUUCCCACAGCUGCCAUCAUUGUGGUUAGGGGCAUAAUGAUGGGCUGGCGUACCGAAAAUGGAAGCCCUUGGACAUCUGGGCACCCACCUCCGCUAGCGAUGCAGUUGUUAAAGGAUGAUGUAUCUCAGCUAAAUUGUGUAUAGUUAGCUUAUCUCAGUCUGUUGUUUCCUAGGCAAAACUUCGCUAUGAUCCGAUCGAGUUAGACCCUGAAGAAAUGUGUCGCAUGGCAAGUGAACAACCCCAGGUGAGCACAGAUCUCUCUCCCUUUUGACUAGGUGGUAUGACUAGAAAGCCUUCAAUUGUGGGAGCUUGUCACUACACCACAUGUACAUAUGACUCUGGUACCAUACAGUUAGCCCCAGACCUUGUGGACACACCAAGGUCCACAAGGUGGGGGUUUGUGGAUAUAAGAGUCUGUAAUGGCAGGGUUUUUUUGGUCAUACAUGUCUGUAAUUUAUUUUUGCUGGGGAUUAAGCUGCUCUCUGUGUUUAUUGGGUGACAUUUAUAGGAAGGUGUCCGCAUGACAUGGGUUGUCAGUAUUGAGUCGUUGGUCGGAGUUAAGAAAGUCCCAUGUGAAAAAUUUUAAGAUCAUUUCAGGAGGCCUUCAAUGAAAUCAUAUCCUCUAGAGACGGACGUAUUUUAUGUUUUUUGCAUUAUUCCAGGAACUAGCCAAUUACUCAGUAUCUGAUGCUGUAGCCACUUAUUACCUGUACAUGAAGUAUGUCCAUCCGUUUAUCUUUGCACUCUGUACCAUCAUCCCCAUGGAACCAGAUGAGGUAUGUCACCAAUAAUAAUUUCUAUGUAUAAAUGGCCAUUUUUAUGCUGGAGAUGUUGAGAUGACUUUAAUUUCUAGAAUAAAAAUGGGAAAAAAGACAUGUAUUUAACGUCUGAUGACAUUAACAGAUGAAUUAAAUGUCUCAGAUGUAAAAUGUGUCUAGUAUAAAAACAGGACACCUUAAACUGAGAUGCUUUCAUGCCUAACUUGUCUAGAGAGGACUGGGAAGAGCCAGAGUUGUGUAUUUUUUACAGAAAACUCUGUGUUUUACAAUGGUAAUCAUCCCAUUUUUAUACCAGACCACUUUAGUGUCUCCUCAGACGUUAAAUGCAUCUAGAUGACUUUAACCCAUUCACCCCUGAGCUGCCUGUAACCGCCCAUGAGCUUUAUGUCUCAGCUUUAAGCACGGUAAAGAUAAAAGAGGACAUGUUAUUGGCCAAAUAAGUUUCUCUCUGAUUGUCAGUUUACCGGGAACAUUAAGCUUUUUUAUUAAUCAAUCAUCAUAAACAUUUUGAUCAUUGUAUUUACAGUUGUGUAAGAGAUGUAAUGUUGAUGAUGAAAGGUCUUUUGCCUGAUGCCAUCACCUGUAUGUCAUUGGCAUAUUGUUUCGUUGUGCUGAAAGUGAGGAAUUACAACUUAUUGCAGGUUCUUAGAAAAGGCUCAGGAACACUCUGUGAAGCUCUACUAAUGGUACAGGCCUUUCAUGCAAACAUUAUAUACCCAAAUAAACAAGAACAGGUACAGAAGUACUUUAGUUAUGUUGAUUUAUUCAUUAUUUAUUUUGCAUGUUUGAUAACUGUUGUGGAGAAUUUGACAUGUAAACGUACUCAUAACAACCUUUAUUAUUUUUUAUCUAUUAUUAUUAUUAUUAUUAUUAAUUAAUUGUUAUUAUUAUUAUUAUUGUUAUUUAAUACUGUAUUUCAAUAAUAUAUUACUUCCUAAUGGUUCAUUUCAUAGCUAAAAUUUGUUCUCAGAUUAAGCUUGUAUUUAUCAUUGAUUGAUUCGGAGUAUCCUUAGUUUGUUUCCCAGCCCUGAUUAUUCAUGGGGUACAAACAAAAUUCCAGUUUCACCCAAGAACAGAUUUCAUCCGCAAUAUGUACAAACCUUUUGUGAAGGCAUUUGUGGCUGAACAGUUUUUACCUCGAACUCUGGAUCUGGAGGUCUGAGGCUCAAGCCUCACUGUUGCGUUGUUUCCUUAGACAAGGAACGUUACUUCACAUUGUCUCUCUUCACCCAGGUGUAUAAAUCGGUACUGGCGACAUACCGCUGGGUGUAACCCUGCAAUGGACUAGCAUUCUGUCUAGGGGGGAGUAGCAAUACUCAGGCAUGCUUCAUACUAAGGAAACCCCACCUUUACCUAUGUAAAUCGUAGUUCUGCCAGUCUAAACCAAUAGUAUACAUCACACAUUUUUAUAGGUUUUCAACAAACUGACCAAUGAUGGUCAUGUCCUUGACUCGGAGACGUAUGUUGGAGGCCAUGUCGAAGCACUGGAAUCUGGUGUCUUCAGAAGUGACAUUCCUUGUCGAUUCAGAUUGGUAAUUACAACAUUCUUAGUACUCCUAUUGUGAUUAUUUUACGGUACAGGUAAAUUCUGGUCUCGAUGAGUGUUUUCAAAAUCUACUUAAAUUUAAAGUCAGUGUACCUGUUGAAUAGAACAUAGUGUGGUGAAUCUUGGGGAGGGGUUACUUCCUUAUUAUAUAGGAUACAUAGGUAUGUGCCGCUGUUAAGGGGAAGGUUUUCAAGCAGUUUAGUCUGGGGUGAAAGGGUUAUUGUGUUGUCAUCAUUAGUCUAUCCUUACUUUAAACUUGACAUUAAACAAGAUGAAAUACGAAAAGCCUUGUUAAUCAAGCAAGAAACUAGAUUAAUCGAAUGACUUCGCUCCUUUUUGCUAAUUCCUAGUAUUUUGGAGCAAUUCUCAUAGGGGGCGUCUAUUAGACAGGGGGCAGUUAUUAGAGAGGGGCGUUUAAUUCAAUUUUAACAGCGUAGAGGGGGCGUUUACAAGAUAAGAGGCAUUUAUUUGGAAGUGGGUGUUUAUUAGGUCAUUUACGGUGUAGGCUAUGGGUUCCGAGGUCCCACUGGCACAUCCCUACCCAAACAUUCCAAAAGUUUUGUAUGUGUAGUAAUAGUAGAGUAAUAAAUUAUUAUUUAAGAACACUAUCACUCUUAAUAAUAACUAAAAUAAAUUAAUUAUAUGGUUUUUGUUGAAGGUUCCUGAUGCAUUUCAGAAACUGAUCAACAGUGUUGAAAGUACCAUGCGACAUGCGAUUGUAGAAGAAGAGCAUAUUCCCUUUGACACUGUUACAAAUUUUGAUGAGGUAAUGAAUUUACCCCUUAAAAACAAACAGAGGUUUCUUUAAUCUCAUGUUCUCCUAUGUAGUGGAUGAGGGCUGGGAGAAGGACAGGAAGGUAAAAUUAAGCCUUUAGACAGUGGAUUUGUCGGGAUUGGUUCUAAGGGAAGGUAUUUUGCCUCAGUGUUUUAAGUGUUUUUGCCUCAGUGAAGGUGUGGGGAAGGGGGGAGGGGUUGGGCGGUUUGAUGUAGUGCUUCACUAAAGCUAAGAAAGGGAGUGGUAUUGGUUGUCCCAUUUUACCUAGUAAAGGUAAAUAUAGGGAAAUACAGUUGACUCCCGAAAAUUCGAACCUUCAAGGGAAGUAGGAAAAAGUUCGAGUUACUGGGAGUUCAAGUUAUCUAGGAUUAAAUUUUUUUACUAUUUCGCCGUUUGCACAUCUCCCAUAAAUAUACACGUACCCUGUUUGCUGCAACCCCCCUUCAAUUUUACAUAACCCUUGUUUUUCAUUUCCUCUUGGUAUUACGGUGCAUCCUAAGGGAAAUUAAAGAAUAUGCUCAUUCAAAAUUUUUGGAGGACAAACAAGGUGUACUAUGAGGAUGUGCAAAUGGAAAAUUUGGCUCCUCUUUCUUGCCUGAUAUAGAAGAAACCUUUCACUAAAAUUAUUCUUCUGUCACUUGCUAGGUGUGUGCUGAAAUCAAAGAGAAACUUGGUAAUUUGCGUGAUACACCUGCAAGGCUGGAGAACCCUUUGAUUUACCAUCUUGAUGUUGGUGCCAUGUACCCCAAUAUCAUCCUCACCAACAGACUUCAAGUAAUUUGCUCUGUUGAGAUAAUUAUAGAAACAAACAGAUAGGCCAUCACUAUCAAUGCUCAUUAUUUUCUUUGCAUAUCAAAUGCCUCAUUGUACAACUACAAAAAAAGUAUCAAAUGUUAUAGGCCCAUUUGCAUAUCCAUUGACUUUGCCGGGAAGUGUAACUUAAAGUUGGGAAAGUUACUAAGUUCAAAGGUGAUGUACAUUAAAAGUUGCUCCACAAGAUUGCAAAAUUUUACAGACGUUUGUUGUAUGGUGGGGGUUUGGGGAGCAAACGUCUAGGCUAUGCUCUAGCAGAACCCAGGGACCCCUUUCUAGUCCCGCUUUGUUCUUGGGGGACUAGAAAAUCUUAGUUUUUUUUCAUACAAAUCGUGCUGGGCACCCUAGAUUUUACAGGUUCAGAGCACUGGCCUCCUUUCAAUUUUUCUUAGAGUAAUUUUUAAGUUGUUCUUUUUAGCUGAGUUGAUGGAUUUUUGCAAACUGAUCCCAAUAAAAAGUUGAAAAAAUGGUGGAAGGAUCUAUUGAGUGGUAAUGUUAACCCUUUAAGCCCUGAGAGUGAUCAGCAUCAAAUUUCUCCUUGUAAUAUCAAUGCUUUGCAAAACAAAAUGGUCAUGAGAAUUAUGGACAUGAUCACACAAGAUGAAUUUGCUUGAUAUUCUAUCAAUUUCUUCCCACUACUUCUGCAGGAAACGAAUAGGGGCAACAAAUGAGAAUUCAAAUUUUGAUCUUAGGUUUUAAAGGGUUGAAGGAAUGGGCUAAUAGUUGUCGAUCACUGAUUGCCUACUGGUUUAUUUCAGCCAUCUGCAAUGGUAGAUGAAGUGACCUGUGCUGCAUGUGACUUCAACAAACCAGGAGCAAAAUGUCAGAGAGUCAUGAACUGGACAUGGAGGGGGGAAUUUAGUAAGUUCUUCAGGUGCCAUUUUUUUACAAUCUUUUUUUCUUCCCUUCCAGGGCACUGUCACAUAAUGAUAUCAGUACAACUUGCUGUAACGGUUCAGGUUUUCAAGCCUGUUCUCUGGAAGCUCCCUGCAACUUGAGGAGUGAAAAUUGCCUCCUAGUUAUUGAUGGCUACUCACAGAAUAUUGAGUGUUUUGAGGAGGAUGAUAUUAGUCAAAUGUCUCUGUUUGUCAGCACUUUCUUUCUUCAGCCACUCAGAAAUCUUUGGCUAUAAAAAUUAAUAUAGUCAGUGUACUAGGUUAGGGUAGUGAUAUUUUGGUGCCUAUAUUCCAGAAUAACAUCGGAAAAUUAAUGCUUGGGAAUACGAUCUGGCAAUGAUAACAGUUUCAGGGUUCCAAUGGCAUAAACUUACCCUUUCCUUAAAAGUUUCUUUCCUUCGCACUUAGUUCUCUCUUCCAGUUUUCCUUUUUCUUCAUAUAAUUAUACAUUAAAGACAUGGAUUUGGAUUGUGCUGUUUUUUUUUUUCUUAGUGCCAGCAAGCCGCAAUGAAUACCAAACCAUCAAACAGCAGUUAGAGGUUGAAAAGAUUCCUGGUUUGAACCCAGGGGACCCCCAUCGGUCAUUUCAUUCAUUAUCUCUUGCUGAACAAGCUCAAAUGGAGAAGAAAAGGCUUCAAGGUUAAGCAUUUACUAUAUAAUAAUGAUAAUAAUAAUAGUAAUAACUUAAGUCUGCAUUUUACACUGCCCUGUAAGUCUUUAUGUGCAGUUGAAAUCUCAGUGCUGGGGUUGGGGGAUUCCCCUGGCUACCAUGAAGGUGACCCCCAGCUACUUUCAUUACAAAAAUGGAAGAAAAAUAGAACCCCCAAAAAUCCCUGGUUGUUGGCUUUCCUGCCUACUUGUUGUAUGUACCUGAAAUCUUAGUGCAUGACAGCCCUGAAUUGUAGUUUUUUUUUCUCCAAACUAUCUAAAAUUAGAAAAGAAACAUAAUUGCUAGUACAGAACACUUUAGAAGACCAGAGAACUUUCAUAUCAUGAUAUGUUUACUGCUUGUAAUUCAACAGACUAUUGCCACAAAGCUUACAAGAAAGUGCGCAUGAGCAGGCAAGAAAUUCGUAACACCAUGAUUUGUCAGAGAGAGAAUUCGUUCUAUGUUGACACUGUGCGAGCAUUCCGUGAUAGGAGAUAUGAAUUCAAAGGAUUACUUAAGGUUAUGCAUUAUUCUACUUUGUUUUAACCAUGUUAUAUUGAAACCCCUCACCCCAACACUAUGUGAGAAAAAAAAAUUCAGUGUUCUGCUCUCAGCUCCCAAAGUUGAAAUCUCUGUUUAUGGUUCCUGAACUUGUCUAUGCCAUGCUCCAGCCCUUGACUACAGCUAGACUACACUGAACUGAAGGCUAGGGCAGUCAGAAAGCACACUUUAAAAAUUUGGACCACAAGCAUAUAAUCAAAUGAUGGCUAAUGCCCAUUUCAGAAAAUUGUCUUUGGUAGAGACGGUUAAUCUAGCUACAGGACAGUGGUGUAGUCUAUUGCUAACCAGCGAGACAGUUUGCUUUAACAACUGAUGUAUAUUAAUUUUGUAAUAAUAUUACAACACAGCUGAUUUUUUCUUGUUUUUGUAUUAAGGUAUGGAAACGUAAACUUGGAGCAGCCAUGCAGAGUGGUGAUGCUGAGGAAAUUAAAAGGUAAGCCUAAAUGAAGCAACAACUGUUGUAUUAGUGAGCCUUAUUAUACCUGCAGUGAAACUUCUCUUCAGGCCACACCCAUGAUGAGCUCAGGCUGUCUGCAUUAGAGACAGAAUAGCGAAAAAUCAGCCUCAGAAGCUGGUAACCUAUUCUCCCCAUAAGACAAAUCAAAUAGUUUAAAUGUGUACUGUACAAAAUUAUCAUUAAAGUAGUAGAAAAUAAGGCCAUUGUAUACUGGUAAUCCAUUUCUGAAUUUUGAUUGGGCUAUUAGCCUUGUUAGAUGAGCUGUUAUUAAGAUAAUUGUCAUUAUUUUAUUCUAGCUGUAAAAGCAAGGAAGUCUUGUAUGACUCUCUUCAGCUUGCACACAAGUGUAUUUUGAACUCAUUCUAUGGUUACGUCAUGAGGAAAGGGUAAGUGGUGUUUGCAGGUAACUUACUAAUCACUAGCAUUCAGCAUAAUAUUCUAUUUAGCUAUGAACGCUGUAACAGAUUAGGAUUGGCUCAUUUGUUCUCAUCCAUAAUAUCAUUAAGGGUUUUGAAUUCUCAAUUUAAUAAUACAGCUGUCAUCUUUCAGGGUUGUCACUAAGAUUUCUAGUUGCUGGGUAAAUACAACAAGUAGGCAGGGAAUCAAACAGCUAUAUAGGGAUUUCUUUUGCUUCUAUUUUUCUUCUAUUUUCCUAUGAAAGUAACCGGGGGCCACGUUCUUAGUAGCCAGAGGAAUUCCUCGGCCCCCGCCUCUUAAUGACAACCCUGAUCUUUAUUUGAUGUUUGUGAAUUGAGCCCUAUUUCACUUCCACUUCACUCUGUGUUAAGAUGCAUUAGUUUUCAAAAAUAGAUUUAAGUCAUCUCAAAUGUUUUUCUCUUGUGGCUGUUGAUAAUUCUCAUAUAAUUCAAUUAUAUAUAUAUUUUUAAUUUAAUUCUUUUAUAUACUUCCCUUUUUUGAUUUAUAAGAACAAAUUAAUAUUUUGGACAGUGAAUCUUACUUCUUGAACUCCUUGUUUUCAGUGCACGAUGGUAUUCUAUGGAAAUGGCUGGUAUUGUCUGUCACACAGGAGCAAACAUAAUCAGACAAGCCAGGGAAAUAGUUGAGCAGAUUGGGCAAGUUGUUUGUGUUACAAACUUUCUGUCAAUAAUUCAUGUAACAUCAUAGAAAAAUAAGGAAGUUAUUAUAUAGAGGAUAUUACACGGUGGCGCGAAGAUAUGAGUUUUAUUUUCGAGUGGCAAAACAAUAUAAUUUUUAUGAACGAGUGCAGCAAGUGAGUAACAUAUUGUUUUUGCCAAGAGAAAAUAAAAUUCAUAUCUUCAAGCCGCCUUGUAAUGUUCUUUUUAUUACAUAGACAGAAUGACAUCAUUACAUAGAGCAAAAUUACCAAAAUUAUGUCAUCGAUAAACUCACAUGCGAGAUUAUCGAAAAUAAACCACUCGCGUCCCGGAUGUAGUUUUUAUGAAUUUUAUAAGUGGUAUAUUUUCCAGUAAAACACUUGUGUCUAUAUAAUAAAACAAUUUAAGAUAUAAUAGUGAUUUUGUAAGAAAUAGUUAUAGUAUGUCCUAGGACUCAUCUUGUGAAAAGGCCCGGUGCAGAACCUAUGAGUCCCAGUUAAAAAUGCAUCCUUUUAUUGAAAAUGACCUGGCCUUUAUGUAACCAGACAGUUAAUCUGAAGACAGAGACUCCAAACCUCUUUAUUACAGUUUACUGGAAUUAAAAUGUAGUCCUUCUAACAACAACAAAAACUACCAGAAUAAGUAUGCAUCGUUAAGCAACUAGCUUGAUUAAUCAAAAAUCACAUGUUGGCUGAAACCUUUUCAUAGCCCUUUUUUUCAAUUAUUGCUUUGAAACUUCUCUCUGUCCUCCUUCCUCUUAAUUUCAAGCUGUUAAGAUCAGGGCUGUCACAUGGUUUCAAAAGAUUUUAAGUAGGUGGCAAAAGCUUUGGGGUAGUUGGAGAAGGAAAAAACUCGUGGCAAAGGCAUGAGUUUCUGGAAAAAUUUUAAAACCUGGGUCUCUUAGAAUGCAUAUCCAGCAUUCUGUAGUAAAAAUAAGAGUGUUUUGAACAGAACACAAACACCAUAAAAUUUGGGCUUUUUUAUUCAGUGACAGCACAUGAAUACAUUAUAUAAACACGGGUUAAUUUCCAAAGGAAGGUAGGCAAUGAGUUCACCUAGAAUAGCUGGCAAAUUUAGCCGGCCACCUGCUCUUAUUGAAAACCCUGUGUCGUUAAGCUGUAAAGCAGCCAUAGCAAAUGAAGAUUCAUCUGCUGUAGGUAUACAUUCAACUGUUCCUUGCUACUGACUGAUGUUGAAUGCUCGUUUUUUAUCACAGACGUCCUUUGGAAUUAGACACUGAUGGUAUCUGGUGCGUUCUGCCAGCAAGCUUCCCCGAGAAUUUCCAGGUACAUCUAAGAAAAAUGUGGGCGUGGAAAAAAACUGCAAAAAUGCAUUUAAAUGCAAUUUAAAGGAAUUAACAACUAAGAAACCCUACAGUGCUAGUGGUCCAUGGUCUGUCACUAUGCAUUUGCCCAGUAGUUCACUACAUCUUUCAUGUGAUUCAAUGGCAUGUAGAGUUUCCUUUGUGUAGCAUUUUCCUGUUAUAAAGUUUUCUUUGAGCUUGUUUCUCCGCCCAAGCUUCUCUCCCCAUUCUUUCUUCACUGAUAUUAUUUUUCAAUAUGAUGGGUGCCUGUUUCACUUCCUCUUUUUGUGAGAUCUCAUGGCUGGGUUGUUCUAUUGUGGCAGCCAUGUUGGUGUUACUCAGUCUAGGGGCUGGCUGCCAUAAGGGGAAGCUCCUGGAUACCCCAGGCACCCAACCUUCUACUGGCAAUGCUGUUGUUAAAUGUAAUAAUUAUUUAAAUGUAUUCGAAUUUACUUUCAUUCACAGAUCACGACAACCAAUCCCAAGAAAAGUAAAGUGGCAAUCUCAUAUCCUGGAGCAAUGUUGAACAUCAUGGUUAAGGUUUGUGAAGGGAAUUUUGAAGGAUAAUCUUUAUUGUUAUCAUCAAGGGUCACUUAGCACUUUUUUCCAUGCACCAAUCUUCAAUUGUUUAUAUAGCUUUGUAUGCACCAGAUUAAAUAGAUGAUUCGAAGUGACAAGUUGGGUUUUCAGGAGAGGGGAAAAGCAGAGUAUCUUGGAACAAAAUUGCUUGGCAUAAGAGAGAAAACCAACGACAAACUCAACCCACACAUUCAUCUCGUCUGGACUACAAACCUACAGCCCUUGGUAGGAGACAAGUGGCUAGCCCUACUUCCCCAAAAUAUGGAAAAACUUGCUUGAUAAUAAAUGAUCACUAUCUCUCAAGAAACUUUGGGCCUUGUAGAAUGUAAUUAACUGUUAGAUAAUGUUGUGAAGAUCUGUAACCUUUUUUCCCUUUACAGAACAGCUACACAAAUGAUCAGUACCAUGAACUUACAGAUUCAGAAAAUCUGACAUAUGAAAUUAGGAGUGAGAAUUCCAUAUUUUUGAGAAUUUUCAUAUUUUUGAGUAGUUUUUUUUUUAUACUUUUUUUUUAAUUAUGAUGUGCUUGGCUUCACCAUUGUCCAAUUUUUGCCAGCUGUUUUGACAAAACUGAAUGAUGAGUUUGUCAAUUUGUGAAAAUGUAUGAUGUGCAUUAUUCUUCCAGCUUCAAAGGAAGAAGGAAAGAAAUUGAAGAAAAGGUAUGAACCUUGAUAGUUUUCAAUAUCCUUUAGAACCUGUGUAUAAAUUAUGGUAAAUCAUAGUAAUUCAGGGUUCGCAUGAUGAAUUAAGAAAAUUGUUCAAUGAUUUGGGUGAAAAUUCUUUGUAGGUUGAUGGCCCUUUUCGGUAAAAACACAAUUUUCGAUUCUUCCAAUUGCUUCAAAAAUCGAAGAAAGAAUUAUACUGCAGAAAUUGAAGAAAAGUUUGAACCGCCAUCAUGGAUUUGAGUUUUCAAUAUUAUCCAUCAGAUAGCGGUGUAUAAAAGUUAAAAUAAAUCUUUCCUAAAUGACUAAAAUUUAUCCUUCUCAUAAAAUUUGCAAACCCUGGUAAUUUAUCCUUCUCAUAAAGUUGAAGAAUUUUACUGAGGUUUGGUGGAGGAAAUGGUUGAACAUAAGCAUAUUACAUUUUCCAAAUGUUUCUCAUCCCAUCUGUUGUGGAGAGUUUCAAUCAGUAGAGGUUUUAUAAGAGGAAGAAAAAGCAACCUCCUACAUUUCACAGUAAAACUGUAGAAUAUCUCCAAGUAUAGCUCAGUAACUCUAUGGAUCUGAUGGAAGUUCUUUUUGUUUCAUGAGUCACACCAUAAAAAUGAUGUGUUCCAACUGCCACAUGCUUUUUGCUUGUUGUUUACCUUUUACUUCUUGGCCAAGUUAUGGCGAGAUGAUUUUUCAAUCUAACUUUUGAAUCUGUGGAUAAACUCCUCUGGUAUUACCAUUUGAACGACACUUCUUUGGCAGAAGUUUGGAUUCUGCAUAAAGAAACUCAAAACUUUUUUUGAUAAUCUUAGGAUUGGAAGGGGGAUUAUUAUGAAUGACGAUAAUGGUAAAGAUGUAGUUUUUGUCCUUCAGGUAUGCUGUGUUCAAUGACGAUGGAUCUCUUGCUGAGUUAAAGGGUUUUGAAGUCAAGCGCCGUGGUGAGCUCCAGUUAGUGAAGAUUUUCCAGUCAUCAGUGUUUGAAGCGUUUCUUCAUGGUUCAACCCUGGAAGAAGUUUAUGCAGCAGUUGCUAGAGUAGCAAAUUACUGGUUGGAUGUACUUUAUAGCAAGGUUAGAGAACUCUGCACUGUAGCGAAGGGCUUCCUUUAGGAGUUGCUGCCAUUGUGCAGGUUGAAAUGUCCUCAAUGCACCCUAAGACCUUUUUUUCUUGGAAGGACGUCUGGCUGAGUCAACUGUUUCAGUCUCACAAAACAAAAAUGUGGCUGGACUCAAGCAAGGAUGCACUACAUGGGUUCCAAAUUGCUUAUUACAUUCAACUCUCAUAACAGACUCCUCUGUAAGUCUGACACCUUGAAUUGAACACUCAUAUAGAGUUGCAUGGUUGUGACUCUCUUUGAAGCCGACACCUCUACAUCCCCCUCUCCAUGGUAGUUUCUUAGUCCCAGGGUCUGUAAAAGAGGGUUUGUUGUAUUCACUCCGUAGAUUAACCUUUCUUUUCCUGUUUCAGGCAACAAACAUGCCAGACAGUGAACUCUUUGAAUUGAUCUGUGAGAACCGAAGCAUGUCUAGAAAGCUGGAGGAAUAUGAAGGACAGAAGUCAACGUCAAUUAGUACUGCAAAGAGGUUGGCUGAAUUUCUUGGCGAUCAAAUGGUCAAAGACAAGGGCCUAAGCUGUCGGUUUAUCAUAUCUCGCAAACCGGAAGGAUCACCAGUCACUGAGAGAGCAAUUCCAUUGGCAAUUUUCCAGACAGAAGACAGUGUUAAGAGGCAUUAUUUACGACGAUGGCUCAAGGAUGCAUCCCUGAGUACUUUUGACAUAAGAGAUAUCCUGGAUUGGCAGUACUACAUUGAAAGACUGAACAGUUGUAUUCAGAAGAUCAUCACCAUUCCUGCUGCACUGCAAGGGGUAUGAAUCAGGGUUCUAACUAGGAUUUAUUGUUUGGGGUAGAAGUCCCGAAUGGGCAUUAAGGCCACGAGCUUCGUAGUAGGAUCCGGGGGCAUGAAAUUUCGCCUAAUAAAGCACCAAAGGUUGUUAAGUUUUUGCACUGGUAACCAUAUCCAAAAAAAUGAGUUGGCAAGUUGGCAACAAGAUUCUUCAUCACAACUUGAAGACCAAUUUGAUUUUUAAAAAGAUGUUAAGAUAAAUUUGAAGCAAAAUUGGGUUUCCAAACAUCCUUGAGUGUGUCACAUAUUGCACUAGAAAAUCUGGCUCUAUAGUUGUGAUCUUUGACUUUAAUAAGGAGGUAUAUUGUAUGGUCUCAUGUAGUGUCUCUUUGAUAGAGACUGGGUGAUUUUAAUACAUACUAUCUGCUACAAUAGAUUCAUUUUCAUUUUGUAGUUAAAAAAACCUGACAGCUAAAUUUUUGGAAUUAGCCACCAAUUAGAAACAGUAAGGAGCCAAGAGGUUCUUGGGUGAAAGAGUUACCAGUAGGGUUGUAAUACUGAGAUUUAAUAGAAGUGAUUGGUUGUAAGGCAUGGUACCACUGUCCUGUAUUUUUUCACUGUAAGUUUCUGGUUUUCAAGUUAGAGUUCUUGAGCUGUUUCUACUCUUAGUAUUGUAUUUGGUGAUCCAUCAUUUAAUCCCUUUACAAUAUAAUUAAGUAAGUAAAUUGUCUUGGUUCAAUAGGUGAGUAAUCCUGUGCCACGCUGCUCCCAUCCAGACUGGUUACAUAAGAGAUUAUUGGAGCGAAAUGAUGUGUUCAAACAGCAGAAGAUCAAUGCGAUGUUUGCACCACUUCCCAAGAAGAAGGUCAGUGAGCAAAUCCUUUAGAGCACCCUUAUGAGUUGUAGUCUGAAAAUGCAAAAAAAGCAGUGAACACAAGGGAAGCCUGCGAAUACAGCCUUUUCUCCUUGCUCCUCGGGGCUAAGGAUGUUUUGCCAGCAGAAACGUCUGCGCCUCAGUGACAGAAAUUCCAUACUGAUGACGUAAAAUCUGUCUGGAAUGUGGUCCGGAGCUUUUAUUGGCUGACAUAGUAGUUAUAUUGUUUUACCUAUUUUUUACGAAGGACAGACAAAAGACCAAGUGCCACAAAGGUCAAGUGUAAACGUGAUGAAUCUAUUACAAAACAGUCCAUAUUCCUAGAAUAUAAUUUCUUCUAUAGAAAAAACAUCUGAGUUUUGCUGGAGCUCGUUACCAAAAGAUCACAAAACUUUACCAUAAUCAACCAGGAGAAAAAUAAAAUCACACAAAUUUUCAUUUGGAACCCCAUGACUACCAGAUUUAUUAGGUAAACAUUGAUUUACGUCAUCAGUAUGGAAUUUCUGUUGCUGAACCGCAAACAUUCCUCCUGGUGAAACGUUCCUGGCAGCCGUUCCUAGGAGAAACGGCUUUAUUCGCAGGCUAACAUAAGGCUGAUGUCAAAGCUUAUCAAGCUACAACAACAAUAAAACACCUCACAUAUUUAACCCUGUAAGUCCUAAGAGCGACUAACAUCAAAUGAAUUUUCUCUCAACCAUAUCAGUACACCAUCAAGUAAAUUAGCUACAAGAAGUAAUCAAAUAAUCACUCAAGAGAAAAUGCUUUGAUCCUUAAUCAAACUCCCUCAACCAGGAUGGUCAGAAAGUUUUGAAGUAGACGGCUGAGUUGACAAAGUAAGCAGCCAGUCCAGGGAUAUUUUAUUUUAAAAACACCAUCUGAAAAGAAAUGCCAAGCAGAGUAGCCCACCAAUACUAACCAACUAGGUGGCAAUUUUCGCCGGCAGCCAGCUACGUUUGACAACCCUGCUCAACUAAUUCUUUAAGGAAAUGUAUGGAGAUCAUUCUGAAGAAUUUAUAGGUGGAUAUGAGGUGUUAAAGGGUCCAAGUUUCUAAUAACUAGGGAAAGCUUAAGAUGGAAUCCACCAGAAAAUUGAGUACGGUAAUUUUAAUUUUCAGUGGAUAAAAGCCUUGUACCAGAAUAAUUGAAAGAAUAUUGCAUUCUUAUUAUUUACAUUUUUCAAGGGCUCAAGAUGUAAUUAGUCAUCUGUAAUAACACCUAAGAAAAUUUCUCGUGGAAGUCCGAGAAAACAAAUAUCAAAUUUCACUAGAAUUGUGAAAACACAGGUAAAAUUCUGAAAAUUUAAUGUGUGAGGUGUAAUUGUGUGAAAAGUGACAUUCAUUUUCUCGGGCGAAGAAAUUUUCUUUGGUGUUAUUACAGAUGAUUAAUUACAUCUUCAGCCCUUGAAAAAUGUAAAAAAGAGUGCAAUAUGCCUUAAAUUAUUCUGGUACAAGGUUUUUUUGUCCACUGAAUAUUAAAAUUACUCAAUUUCCUGUGGAAUUCCGUCUUAAUGUGAUUUUCCAGAAGGGGCUAAUAAUUAUUUACAAUAUGUUCAUAAUGUUGGGUAUUUUACUGAAUUCAAACAGCCACAGGAUUCAAUUAAUGAUGAUCACAACAAUCAAGGAAAUGAAAACCUGCCUCCUAGACAAUCACUGGAUAUUGAAGAUAUAGCUGGAAAACAACCUUCAUCUGCUGGUAGGCCUGUAGCAACCAAGCGAAAGCGUGGACAAAUGUCACUAGAAAAAAGUCUGUCUAAGGGUAGCUCAUCACAGCAGAGUGAUGGACAGCUGUCAGAGCUGUCAAAAAGCUGGAAAGAGGUGCUUGGAGAACCGCCAAAGUGGGGGCCAAACAAGGUAUGGUUCAUUAACUUGAAUUUGUUAUUUCUUGCCAUGAAUACUGUCAUCCUUGGUCGUUUAUAGUGCACUUGAUCAAUGUUAAACAGUAAUGUUUGGCCUAGGGACAUUCCAUGCUGAAGAGUUGUUACAAGGAUGAAACAGCUGUCCAUUGCUGCUAUUGCUGCAGUGAUAUGGCUGCAGAGCACAUAUGUUAAGUACUGGCCAUGCAGUAGAGUUGCUUUCUGCUGAAUUUUAGAGCCCUUUAGAAAAUGUUAUUGAUAAGCUAUGCUUCACAAAAGAAUUUAACUAUUUGAUUCAAGAAAAAAACAAACAAAGGAACUCUUAAUUCAUUUUGAUCAGCUUUCCCGCGUGAAUUGUCUCAAAGUCACGUAUUUUUUUCACAGGAUGACAAAGAGAAAUGGCUUGAAUUUCAAAAACGAAAGUGGGAAUUUCAAUCCAAGCAACGAGCUGAGAGGAAGCGUCUGAGAAAGGAGGCAGAAACAAUGGGUAUGAGUAUGCUGGCAGUUGGGCGUGGCCCAUCGACUGGAAUGUCAUCUUUUAUCAGACAACAAGCUAGAUCGAUUGUGGAUACUCCAUGGCAGAUAAUACAGGUAGGAAUCAGUGUGAAGUGCUCUUACUUUUAAGAUAAACUAAUUAUUGUAUUUGUCUUGAAUAUAGUGCCAGUACUUACAGAUACAAUAGUGAGACUAUCAACCAUGCAGAACUGUGGUUGAAAAUGAACAGUUUAACUAUCAGCUGGAUAUCAGACAUUGCAUGACUAGUGCAACUGAUGCCCUGAACCUAUGACAUCCAUGGUGCCCAGUGCACCAAUUUCCCUGUGACCCAAGGGCAAAGGGAAGUUGUCGCCACUGUGCUCUAGCUGUCAGAGUAGAGCCCUGUGGUGGGUGCUGCCUAUGGGCAGAUGUCUUGUAUUACAUUUGCUUCACAUGCAUGUACUUUCCUGUGCUACUGCGCCAAAAAUUAUGUCAUAUACAGUAUUUAUCUUUAACCGCCACUUUUCUUGACGCAUGCCCUUUUCAUUACAAGUGUCAGAAAGGUGGUGUCUUAUCCUAACACCAGGGUAUUAGAAGGCAACGGCUCCAGCAAGUUAUCUGUAAACUCAAUCACAACUUAGACAAGGAUGCACUAGGAAAGCAAAAUCUGAGUGCUGCUAUUCAGUUUAAUAAGGUCUUAGCUUCCAGGUGAAAUGUAUUAAGAUGUGUGCUAUAUGGAAUAGCCACUUGAGUUAUUUUGGUUGUAUUGUAAAAAGACGACUGAAAUAUCAAGCUGUUUGUUUAGCGAGGGAUAAACUAUUUUUAUGUUUUGUUUCAGCUCGUAGAGACCGAUGACCCAGGUACAUUCAAGGUGUGGGCAAUAGUAGGAUCAGAUCUCCAUUCACUGAAAGUUAACAUACCCAGGAUUUUCUAUGUAAACUGUCACACCCCAAAAGAAGGAGCUGGAACAAGUAAGAGUGGUUUGAAGGGACUAUUAGUAUCCAAAUUUUUUACCAAUAUUAAAUAAUAUGAUCAUGGAAUGCCAGUCAAAUUGGGUGAAGAGAUCCAACAAAGUGACUAUGUGAUGUACAGACUCCCUCUUCCAGUAAGAACUUGUAACAUUUUUUGCAUAUAUUUUAGUCUCUACUGCUCGUGAUUCUUUGUCUGCUUUGAUUAUUUAGUAUUCUAUGCCCAUGUCCAAUAAUAAUUAUAGUAAACAAAAACAACAUGAAAUUGCUUUACUUUACCAUAAUGUUUUAAGGAUAGGUGAAUGAUCAAGUGAAUGAAUUCUGAAAAAUAAGUGACUAUAUAGACAGUAAAAUUAAGGAAAAUAAUGAUCAUUGAUUCAGAGCAUAGUAUGUUUUAUUAGCCAAAGGAUGAUUGUUUCCUGAUUGUAUUUCUUUGUAGCAUGGAGGAAGGUUUCCAGAACACUUCCACGCUCUCAUCCAAUACUAAAUCUGUAUGAGUAUACAGUUCCUGAGAAGAUAUUCCGAGAUCAUUCAAGGUCUGGACUGGGUUUAUAGUGAUUUUUUUUUUCUGUAACAAAAAUGAUGUUACUGUAAAGAUGAUGAACACUUUUUGCAUGACUACAUUUCUCACAACCAAGUGUCAGUAGUCUAGAAGUCACUGUCUUUUUAAGAUUAAAAAGUUAAUGCAAUUAAGUUUUAACAUAGACAUCCAACUAAUCCAAAACAACCUGGCCCCAGUUGUUCAAAAGUUAGAUAGCGCUAUCCAGUGGCUAAAUCACUAUCCAACAGAUGAAUGACUUUCUUUGUACCCUGUAAGCAACUCCUUAUGAGUCUUAAGUUUUGCAUUUAAACAAAGAAUUGUGAUCUUUUGUCUUGAUUUUGGUAUUACGCGAGUGUAAUAACUAACGUUUUCUUUUUAUCUAGUGAGCUAGCUACAGAUCUCUCAUCUCCUGACAUAGAAGGAAUCUAUGAAUCACAGGUAGGAAAACAGCUUGCUUUACUUGAAAAAUCUCCCACUCUGAAAAAUCUGACUCAAAGUAAUUCUUGCCUUUUAAAGUUUUGCUUUUAGUAAAUAGUACUCGUUACUCUCUUCUUGCCAUUUAAGACUUUAUGAGUUAAAAGUGUUGGGAAUUAUUGGUUGAGAUUUUGUAAUCGAUCAUCAGAAAUAAUUGCAUUGGUCCAAUAGAUCGAUCAUCCAUUAUUGGGAAAAUCUCUUUCCAAGCAUUCCAUUAUUUUAAUUUUUUUUAACUGUGUGCAAGUCAAAGUAAUACAAACUUAAGGCAAGUUUGCCCAUGGCAUACAGUAUGCACAAUCAAAUGUAAACAAAACAAAACUCUUAUAAACCAAUAGAGAACUAUGUACAGCCAUUGAAAGUUUCAACAUUCCUAUUUGUCCAGGAUAUGUUUUUUCUUUUUCCAUGGUAUUCAAUCGGACAUUUUUUGCUUAUUUAUUAUAUGGCUACAAUAGUACGGGUUCUCUGAUUGGCUGUUUUCCUAUCGGUCAUUACUAGCAAGGUGUCCAAGGUAUAUACAAUCUGUGUUUUAAGUUGAUAGUGUACAUCCUUAUGGACAUCCAUAUUAUGGUUAUUUGACAGCUGUCAGAAUGGGUAUCCACUGACCAGUGUCACCUGACUGUAUCAUGGGCUCAACUUAUCCGCAGACCAGUUGUUGGUUUUAAUUGAUCGCAGGCUCAGGUCUAUAAUGAAAAGGCCAUAUAAUAAAUAACUUAUUAACCUCAUCCAUUCAGUCAUUACAGGGAAAUCUCAGACUUCGCCCUUGAUGUAUUGACCUUGGUAUCGCUUGGUCAAUACAUCAAGGCCUCUGUCUGAGAUUUCCCUUUAAUGACCUCACUCUCGGUAAAUAAGUAGUGUAUAAUCGAUGAUUGGUACACCACUAUGAGUUAACAAAUGGAUUUAUAUACCAAUUAUUUAUUUCCAUUGAUAGGUUCCCUUAUCGAUGAGAGCAUUAAUUAAACUAGGCUGUGUUUGCAAAGUGAACAAGAUGUUUGCAAGGCUCUUCGGUGGCAGGGUAGGUGCUGUAUUGAAUUUCUUCAGAGUAGAAGUUUUGACAACAAAGAAAUUGGAAACUGUUCAUUAUUUUUAUUAUUAUUUCUGUAAUUGGCCUGUGUUUCUUCAAGUCAAAUACACUUCUAAUUUCCAUUAACAGUAGAAGGCUAAGAAUUUGAGUUCUUUGUGUUAGAUAGUUGACAAGAAGUGAACCCUUAGGCAACCAUCAAAGCUAACAGAAAUUCUACAAAACUUGCUAGUUUUUUAUUAUAAAUCUAAGAGGAGUUCCUGGUGAAUUUUUUAAAAGUAUAAUUUAUUUGUAAUUUUUUUUGCACCAGUCCCUUUCCAAGAAUUGAACAUAGUAAUUAAGUACGCAGCCAAUUAAAAUGGAGUAUUUCAUGUCAGGGCUUAAAUGAUUAGGGUUAAGCGCUGACAAUAGUGAUAGAUGGAAAGCAUUGACCAUAGUAAUCAGGGUUAAACACUGACACAAAAUGGUUAACAUUUUUUUAGGUUUAGAUUUGUCACUAAAAGACUAUAGAUGCACCAUUAUGUAUUUAACAAAGCAGUUAUUGGCAGCAAAUCCAAGGUGUUCAAAUUUUUUUACUUGAGUCAUGACUUGUUUACUCUUGAUUCUCCUGUUCUAGGAUUUAGAUAGCUUUGAGCUUGACCAGCUUGAGUUCAAGACCCUUGCUGAGUGCCCAUACUUGGAAAAUGCAAAUCUGAAAAGGAUAUACCUGUACCACAGUUCCUCGUAAGAAUGUUAUCCUUGGCAUCAUUUCUUUCCUCCAACUUUGCCUCAUUAUGAUAUCAUCUAAUAUUGUUUGGUCAUUUGGGUAUUUGUUCAACAUAUCAUUAUGGUAUCUUUAUUUUCUAGUGAUAAUCGUGUUGUAUUGGCCAUCUUUGUCCCUGGUCUUCAGAAGGUAUGGUUCAACGUUUACUCUUGUCGGUGCUAAUUCCAUUAUUUACCCUCAGCAGUAUUUAUAGUGCUAAUGUGAGUGGGGCUGAGCAAAUGCCUGAAACAAAUAAUUCAAAUCAAACUUAACAGGGUUAAGAAUCCCAACUGGCCGGAGGCAAACCAGCUGGCUAUUUACAAGCGUGGCCAAUGAUUUGAACUCGUCACUACCGUGAACAAAUCCAGCUAGCGGUUAGUGCGGGACUUGAACUCGGGGCCUCUGAAUGGCAACUCUAGUGCUCUAACCACUCGGCCACACUGCCUCCUUCUCUGAUAAGAAGACCUAAUGAUACAAUAAAAGAAAGAACUCAAGGCAGCCAAUUUGUUUUGGGUGUCACGUAAAUACUUGCACAAUACCUAAACCAAUUAGAGCCUACUUGCAAUCCACCCCAGACUCCAGGUUUCAUUUCAUUAUUUGUAAUUUAUUAAUUUGUUAUUUUUAGGCUUCAGUGUUUGUCAUUGACGUUGUAAGGAAUAACCAGAUGCCAAAUCUUUCAUCUCUUUACCAAGCUGAAAGAACUGCAAGGUAUGAAGAAUUUACUCCUUUUCUACCCCGGGCAAUAGUGGAGGCCCUAGUCCAAACUCCUUUAGUUAUCUCUAUCUACCUUCUCUUUCUCUUGGUGCCAGUGUGAUAACUGUGCAUGAAACAAGUAAACUUUCUUCAUUCACUGUACAUGAUAGCCUAAGAAAACAGCAGACAUUUUGCAGUGGUGGUGGUUUCCUGGCAAAAUGACGUCUAAGAAACGAGCGCAGAAAUGUCAUACUGAGUGUUCUCACCAGGAUUUUGCCUUGGGGAGUCCCAGGGCCCCCUCUUCUGAGAAAUAGGGGCCCUGUAAGAACAUUAGGGGGACAAAGUUACAAAAAACACGCGGUACGAAGAACCUGAGCCCGCACUCCAAAUUGUCUGUUACAUGAAGUACCUACCUGAUCCAAUAUGGCGGAAGAGGUGUUUACGAUUCGGAGGAGGAGUUUACGAUGUAGUGGGACGUGCGUGGGACCAAUGAAAGUAAAGGCAACAAAAUUAAAGAUUUUGACUCAUUUGAUAUCACGUUUUUUAUUUAUUCAAACAAACAGAAUGCUUUAGUUUUAGGUUGACCAUUAAAACUACUUAAGUCCGUUUGACUCGUAGCUUGCCCCUGCGCCCUAACGGGCGCAUCUUCUUGGUUUUAAUGCGCCAUUUCAGUUUUUCUUGCGGGAAUCCCGCAAGGCCGCGGCCUGGUGAGAACACUGGACAUGUCACAACCCAGAUAGUAGGGUAGUAGUUCUGAUUGACUCAGAUCCUCACUUUCCUUGGCCAUUAGAUCUUAAAGAUUCUUCUUAGACACCUAUGUUGGAAGUUAUUUUAUGUCAUCUGCCUUAGUCAUACUCCAGGUCUUAGUUUAGUAGAGGGUGAUCAAAUAUUAUUGCCUCAAAAUAUUCCUGCUUUGAUUUAAUGAGGUUAAAUAAAUAUUUAUUUAACAGAGUUAACAACAAGGAGCGCGAGCGUGGUCAGCGGUCAGUCGUUUGGCUCAAGCGCGGUCAGCCUUGCUUGCAUCACCUCCAUGUGCUCAGUACAGUGUUUUCGUGGCGGCCAUUCUCUUUGUUUAGCCUUUGGAUCAUUCUUUUACCCCCAUCCCUCCCCCCCUUAAUUCUUCCACUGUUAAAUCAGUGUGACAGGUGCCUGGUUCCAUUGGCGUGGUGGCUCAUGGCUGGAGGGCACGGGUUUGCCAGCCAUGGGGGUGUAACUCUGUCUAGAGGCUGGCCGUGCCAAAGGUGGAAGCCCCUGGACAUCCCGGACACCCACCUCCACUCAGCGAUGCAGUUUUUAAAAGGAUGGAACGUCAGAAGACAUUUAAUAGUCUCAAAUAUUGUGAAUGCAGUUUUAUUUCUACUUUGUAGGUUGGAAAGGGAAGAAGAUGUUGAGAGCUUUCUUCCCCCAGAGAGUCUUACAUUUGAUGUCAGAGUUGAGACCGAUCCAAGACAGGUACAUAUUGUUAUUUGCUCUCAGUUUCAGUUAUGAUAUUAUUAAAAUUAAUUUGGUCAUGCAUUGGUUUGUACAGGGCUUGAAAUAAUUUUGCGGCUGGUACCAGUGAAGUUAUAAAUCAUCUAAUUAUUAUCUACUUUCCUUUUCCUUUUUUUUUCAUUGAGUGUACUUGAGUUAUGGAUGCACUUGGGAGCUGUGUGCACGACGAGAAUAUGAAGCAUGCUUGAGCUAUUGAAAUUUAUUUGGCAAAUAUUUUAGCUGUGUUAUAAUUUAUUUUGGAGAGUGAUGGUUCUUAGAAUUAACAUAAUAUUUGGGCAACUUGAUGCCUAAUAAUUUAUUGUCAUUUCUUUCUAGGCUUACAGGGCAAUUCAAAGGUUCCUAUUGAAUUACAAAGAAGAGAAACGUGGACCAACAAUGAUUUUAGUGCAGUCUCCCUGGGGUAUUGUUGUGAAUUGUACUGUGUAUCAUCACUUUUAGUCCAAGAUGUAUGAAUUCAAUAUUAUUGGUUAGGGUUAACUGAUAUAAUACUUUUUGUAGAUCAGAGUCACUUGACAUCGUCAAUUCCUUGUCUUAAAGACUUUCCCCUUGUGCAUCUCCCAUACAAUGACAGGUAAGAUGAUGUUGCCUAUCUGCACUUUUUAUUUGAUGCAGAAGUAUAUAGUUCAGAAGGGUGUGAAUUUGAACCGUAGCUUUUAGUUCAAUGUUAUUGUAACCCAGCACACUACAGUUAUGGUGUAUUUACCUAUGUAACACUAAAGAGGGGGCUUAUAGAAAAUGCAUUAAAUGUAUUCAUUCAUAAAAGCCCCCAUCGAUCUUUAGUUUUUACAAACAACAAAACUAUAAAACUGUGAUACUAAAGCCUUCUAAAUAUGCUCUGUAACAUGGUCUAGGUAAGUCACUCUUUUAUCGAGAACAACACUAAGGAUGUUCAUAGUAUCCGAUAUUGUAGCUUCCGUCAGCUUGAAGGUGACAUUGCUAACAUUGCUUGAGUCAAGAUUUGCAUAUUAUACUUUAAUGUAAACCAAGCAGUUUGUAGAUCAGGCAUUAUUCCCGAAACAAAUGAAGAAUUGAUGAUCAUUGCUGUUGUGUGUACCAUUGCAGCUACAAAAAGUAGCGAAAAAAUUCUUAGCUUAAACGGGUUUCGAAUCCUGGCGAGACUGAUUUAGCUUGUGAUUUAUAUUGCAGUACUGCGCAGCAUAAUGUUCUUAACUGGCAACGUCAUGCGGCAAGAAGAAUGAUCCUUCAUUAUCUUGAGGUGGAUCUGUUUUACCAGGUUAGUCAUGCAUGCUUGAAAAAGUAUCAUUUCAGGGUUGUCACUAAGAUUUCAAGUUGCCAGGGAAAUACAACAAGUAGGCGGGGAAUCAAACUGCGAGGGAGUUCCCUUCUUUCUGUUUUUUCUUUCUAUCUAUUUUUCUAUGAAAGUAGCUAGGGGCCGCGUUCAUAGUAGCCAGGGAAAAUCCCCAGCCCCCACCUCUUGAUGGUAGUCCUGCAUUUGAGUGCUUUCUUUCCCAGUAGGCUCUAAAGAAAUGUGCAUUUGAGUUGGUACCCAUAGAAUGACCAGUCAUCUUGUAUUAUUUUGGUCACCCUCAAGACCAGUCUCCUUAGUCUCUUUAAUAGUGACAGUCCCUAUAAUGGAAUAGAAUUUAGUUGCUGUCCAUAUUGUAGGGUUGUCUGUAAUAGUAAUCUGUCUGCAAGGUGAGAAUUGACUGUAUAAACAAACUGUGGAGUAAUUAUUGUUUAUCAACUUCAAACUAAUGUUUCAUAUUUACAGUGUGUAUAGUGUGAUUAGUGUAAAGAGUGCCAUACUUACAGUAUCUAUAGAGUGGUUAGGUGGAGGGCUUACUAUGAUUCAUAUUUGGCUCUUAUUUUAAUCCAAAGAAAAUUCUGUCAGGUGGAAAGGAUUUUUAUAUAUAUGGUGCUCAUUUUUACUCACAUACUGUUUUUAUAUGACUAUUAUAUUCCAGGAAAUUUAUUUAACUCUCUCUUUUAAAUUAUUUUUACAGACACAACUUGAAAUGGCCCAAUACUUUCAUGUUCCAGUGGGAAAUGUAUCAUCAGAUCCCACGCUUUUUGCCAGUGACCUUUUCUAUGCUCGUCACCUGCAGAAACAUAAUCACCUGCUCUGGAUGUCACCAACUGACAGACCUGAUCUUGGUGGGAAAGAAGAUGAUGAUAACAGGUUUGUUACGAUAAAAUUCCAAAAAUAAGCCCCGGGGCUUAUAUUUUCAAAGGCCCUUUUUGAGAGGCUUAUUUUUGGAGAGGCUUAUAUAGGGAGGGCUUAUCUACGGAGGGAAAUUGGCAUUUCGAAAUUGAUUGGACUAGCCUUAUAGCUGGAAGUAAAUUUACCGUUUUUGCUUUGUCUUUGAGGGCACUGUUUUCCAAGUACAAGCCCCCAGGGGGCUUAUAUUUGGAGAGGCCAUUUAACAGAGGGUUUUUUUCCGUUACGAGUUUGGGGGCUUAUCUUUGGAGGGGCUCAUUUUUGGAAUUUUACGGUAUCUCUACAAUGCUAGUGAUGCCAGUAGGACCCAAAUAUCAUGAAAGAUAUUUUUAUUUAGUUAAAUGAAAAAUUUAACAAAGUUAAUCGCCAUGAGCUUAGCAGUCUUAGCUAGGUCAGUCAGCAGUCAAACUCAUAAGUGCAGGCUCAUGUGGAACGUUGUUGCUUCAUUACAGUCAGGAUUGUCAAGUUUCUUUAGUGGUUUUCAUAGUGACUGUGUUUGCGUGGAGUGGUUUUUAGCGGUUGUCUUAAUGCCACCCACCCUACCCUCUAUGUCCCCCCUUCCACUGAUUCAUCAGUGUGACAGGUGGCUGGGUUGUGGGGAUUUGCCAGCCAUGGGGGCAGUAUUCUAUCUAGGGGCUGGCUGGCCACAGUGGAGGCCCCCUGGAUACCCCAGGCAACCACUUUCAAUUUAGCAAGGCAGUCAGUUGAUUUAUUAAUAACACACUCAAAAAAAGAGCGUGUUAAAGAGUUUUGUGUUUUUUUCUCUAAAUUCUAAAAUAAAAGCCUAAUGCCCAAUCAUCAAAUGUCAAAUUCUCCCUUUGUUUUACUGGAAAAUACUCCAUAAGUUAGACGGAGAAAUUAUCUUGCCAUUUUCCAGGAGUCACUUUUGGAUACAUCCUUACAUUACAGAUGGUUUAAGCUGCAAAAUUAGGAGGCUGUUUCACUACUGUAGAAUAUCCUUAUAUGAUUUUUUAAAGUUUCUGCAGGACUGUAUUGCCUUUUCAGAGAUCUUCAGAGAAUUAACUGUAGUGUGUAGUGCUCUUAAAGUCAUCACCUUCAAAAUUCCCAUUUGACUUAUAUAAAGCUCUUUUAGAAUAAUGAAGCCCCCCCACUCAAAAUCGUUGCAUGUUAACUGGUAGCUUGUACUUGAAAACUGCUGCAUUAGAAGUCGUAGGGCCUCACAUCAUAUCUCUCCACAGGCUCAGUAUAGCAACAGAAGAUGGCGGCAACAUUGAAGUGAACAACCCAGGCUGUUAUCCUACUGUGUGUAUGGAGCUCUCAAUUGAUUGCUUCGCUGUUAACACUGUCUUACAGGUAUAUAGCCAAACCUAAGCUUUGCCACUUUUAAUACAUGUUUAAAGCACUUCAUUUAACCAUUUAUCUAUAUUCCUGCUAAUUGUUUUUGUAAAAUGAGGAACUUAUUUUUCAUUUCAGUCUGCCCACAUCAAUGACUUUGAGGGAGGUUCUGUGACUGGUGUCAGCUUUGAUAGUCUGCCACAGGUGAGAAUAGCAUUUAGAUUAUAGUGUCAAGUUGCUUUAGAAAGAUUUAAUUUCCCAUAGGAUGUCAUUCUAGGGAGGUCAUAAAUAAGGUUUUACAUCUAAGACCUAUUUUCUACCUGUUCACAUUUUUCACAGGCUCUUUAACUUUGGCAUCAUUAAAUGAUGCCACAGUUAAAGAGCCUGUGAAAGAUCUGAACAGGUGGAUAAUAGGUAGUAUAGUAUUAAAUUUUACUAUAUCCAGUGCAAAGAAUGCCCUGGCAACUACUACAAUUGUGAGACCGCCAUAUCCCUUUGCACCCUGUUCAAAGAACACCAAUCCCUUGAAACUUCUGCCAUUUUCGAUCACCCUGGCCAUUUACAAUCCUCUAUUGGGGAUAUGUAACAAAAUUUGUGUUCUCUGAUGAAGUUUGAGCAAUUCAAAUGAAAUGUUUGUUUUGUUUUAAACUUGUUUUUUUGCUGUGAGGUUUGGAAGAGGAUCUUUUUUAGACGUUUGUCUUUGCCUGGGCAGAGGAAAAACCUUUUCAGUAACUCAUAUAUUUUGCAGGCAUCAUUAGAAGAGUUGGUUCAAGGAGGGCCAAGUGCAGCUUCCAGCCUGACAACAUAUGAUGAAGCGGCUCUAUGCUCCAGUGCUUUCAGGUAAAUGUUUGUCAUUUUAUUGAAUGCCUGUUUUGCAAUUCUCCACUUUAAAAUUGGUUGAGUUGUUAGCUUUUGCAAAGUACGCUCCAUUCAGCUAUUAGAGACCUUACAAUCUGACAAUGGUGAUGUUCAUGAAAAUGUCGCUGAAAAAUAGACAUCACAUCCUUUGAAACUAUUUUGCAAUCAUCCCAAGUCAUCCUGUUACUUAAGAGAAGGGAAUUUAGGGUUGAAGUAAAGACCUGUGCCCAUGCCUGAGUUCAGACAGAGAUGGUAGAAUUUAUUGCCUUGCGCUCCUGUUCUAAAGUAAACUUAAAAUUUGGCCAUUUCAUGUGGUAGUUUUGCAUGGACAGCAAAGAAAUUGAGAAAAAAGCGUGAUGCACAUGCAAAGUUGUUGUUUUGCUGAUGCCAUUAAACCUAUUGCUUUUUUUGAGGUUCUGGUUGCCCAUUGCCCUUCACUGUUGUAGUUUUGUAAGGUCUCUAUUGGCCAACUUGUUUGCCCUGUCUGCAGUAACAGUCCUAGAAGUAAAAACCCUUGAAUGCAGAGGUCCACUCAACGCGUAAAUAAAACCGACUGGUUCUUUCUUGCUGGAUCUCUAAUGUAGAGGUGCUAAUGCCAGACGUCACUUGAAGUGGGAAAUAAAACAAACCUGAAAACAAGGCUGGCAAUACGGCAAAGGGCUGAUUUAUUUCAGGCCAAUAUUGCGGCUAAGAAAAUUAGCCUUUCUCAGGGCCAGAGCUACGCCGAAAAAGUGUAGCUCUGGCCCUGAGGAAAGCUAAUUCAGGUAUCUGUGAAAAUUUGAGUCAAAUAUGUUGAAUGGUUUUGGAGAAAUUAUCUUUGAAAAAUUAUAUAGUUUUAGUGCUGUGUAAAAUUGUUUCUAUGUUUCAUCUUUAUCUUUUGCAACAGAAUCCUCAAGGGUAUGGUUUAUAGCUGGCUGCAUGAAGUAUCAGCUUAUGGGAACCUGAACGCUGAUGCACAAUUAAUGCAUUUUUACAGGUAAUAAUGUUAAUAGCAUCUCAGAACUGUAGGUUUCCUUGUGCAUAGCAGCUUAAUCAGUUGUCUCUUAGAGUUAUGCAUUAGAGGGUAUGUUAAAAACUCCAUAGAAUAUAAUUACAUUAGGCAUUCAACAGGUGUUUUUAUGUUGUAAUCUAUGCCAAUGUUGAAGGAACUGGCGGUUCCUUAGAAAACAUCUGUUGACUUCUGUUACUAUCCACCCCAAAUCAAGUAAUGGUUAGCCACUAUUGGACUGCAGAUCAAAGCUACUGAUUUCCUUUUACUUUGCCUUUUUUUCUUUUUUUGUUGCCCAUACAUUUAUCUCUUCCUUCUGGAUUCUUUUUUUAAAUCUCUGAGGUAUUUAUUGUGUUUUAAGGAAAAAUACAUAUGCUAAAAACUUACAGUUAAAAGCAAUUAAAAAGCUGAACGAGUAGAAAAGCUUUAAAUUCCGUAUAAAAUAUUAAUGUUACCAUUAAAAACCCUUUUUACGUUAAAUUGCUUCUUUGUAUUGAUAAAACUAUUUUAAAAGCAUGGGGUAUUAACCCAAUUGAGAUUGCUGCUUGGAUCUCUGAGGCACAGAACUUUCUUUUGUGUUGGGGAGGGAAGAAUACAAAGGGUGGCCAGGCAUGCUGGAGAUCUUCUUGAAUAGUGCAUGAUCUGCCUCUUCUAAGAAAUCAUAUAGUGGUAUGUUAAUUUGAUAAUAUAUGUAUUGGCAUUUAAAGCAGCGCUGUAGAAAAUUCUGGACCCUUGUUAAUUCAGGUGUUAUGGACACAUAUAUAGGAAAAUCGUAAGUUGAUAAUUUGUUGAAUGCCAUCUAGGCCAUGUCAAUUAUUUUGAUAUUUGUUUGAGCAAACAAGAUUGUCUGUUUUGGCUCAGGUGGCUGUCUUCUCCUACUUCACUGUUAUACGAUCCAGCUCUUUGUAGAAUGGUGCAGAGAAUGAUGAAAAAACUGUUCAUGCAGGUAGACUUUGAAUUAAUUGAAUUAAUCAAGGGCUAUUUUAUUUUUUACUUAACCAAGAACACAAUAUUAUUUUUUGGUAACUUUAAGAAUUUAAAUCUGCCAGCUCUUACCCCAGGAAUUUCACAUUCUUUCUUCUAGAAUUUUUGUGUUGGAUGGCAAGGGCAUUUCUAACCAAAGUAUUUUUUUUCACUAUCCAGCUUGUAGCAGAAUUCAAACGUCUUGGUUCUACCAUUGUGUUUGCAAACCUCAGCAAAAUCAUUAUUUGCACCAAGAAAAGAAGGUAAUAAUUUAUUUAUCUUAUAAUAUUUAUUUCCCAUUUUUAACUGAAGAAGUGACAAUCUAUUCCCAAGUUAAGAAUUCUAAAGUAACACAUUUUAACCAAUUUCCAGUGUUUAAUUUGGUAGGUGCCCAUGACAAGGAAAUACUGUCAUGAAUUUUUAUAAUCCCACUGGUCGGAGGCAAACCUUCUUACUACCAAGAACAGCUGUUGUGGAGGGGAUUGAACUCAGGGCAACUGGAUUGCAAUUCCAGUGCUCGAAACACUCUGCAUGCUGUCUCCCCAGUAGUACAUAAAGCACUGUUGUGGGCAGUGUUCCAUUUAUCAGGCAGUAAUAUUAACCGGUAAAAUUUACCAAGACACAGAUUUGCUCUUUGCCCCACACUUGCAAAAUGAUUCUCAUUCUUAUAGAGAGAAUUUUUCUUAAUUUCAGUGUCUCAGAUGCCAAGGCAUAUGUGGAUUUCAUUCUCAACAGUAUACGCAGGAAGGACUUGUUCCAUAGCAUUGAGCUUAAACCUGAGUCAUGCUGGGAGUAUCUUAUGUGGAUGGACCAGGUAAUUGCCAUAAUAAUUAUUGCAAAAGAUCAAAAAUUUAAGAAAAUUCAGAGUCGUGCUAUCUUUUGUAAAAGACAGUCAAGGCUCUCUCAUCAACCUCUCUGUUUUCUAUCUACCAAAAAACAGGUCUUAAAAUUAGAAAUAAUAUUAUUUUGCUUUACCAUGCAGGCAAAUCAUGGUGGUGUGCGAGGCAAACUUCCCAAGGAGGCUGAAGAUGAGGAGGUGAUGGAAGGAACAGCAGAUGACAAUGAUGAAAUAAUGGCUACACCUGAUGAUGAGGUGAAGGAAGAAAAAAUACACAGCAUUGUAUAUGUCUACCAUACUUACUUAGAAUAAAUGCAGCAGAUGGAAGCAAAAUUACCAAAAAAACACCACAACCAAUCAGACUACUGCGGCAUUUUGAAAGGAUGAGGUAUAAGAGAAAACUCAAUCCAACUUUGUAAUCUACACCAUCCAGAAAAUUACAAUUCUCUCUCGGCAAAAAAUUAAAGACACUGGAAUUUAAAAGAUCUUUUUGUUGACAACAAAUUUUUUGUCAGUUUAAGACAACAAAUUUUUGUCAAAAUGCUAAAAAUCAAGAAUAAAGGCUGUGGUUUUUAAAUUAGCAAAGGUGCCCUUGACUAAACUAUUAAAUAAGAUAAGGUAAGAUAAAUACUUAAGUAAUGGUCCAAAGAAGGAAAGAGCCAAACAUAGUGAACACGUGGGAAUGCAAAAAGGUGCCAACUUUACUAUUGUCUCUACUACAUUUCUGAUUGGUUUAAACAUAACCAAGAUGAGAUCAGAUAAAUUAAUCCCUUAUUUUCAAAACUGAAACAAAAACAUGUCUGGUUAAGAAGAAAUCCCAUAUGAGGGAGAUGUAAAAUUGUAAACUUUUCUUUGCAAUUCUUUUCAACUCUUAUGAUUGGUCAAAAUCUUUUAACACAAGAAAACACCCUUUAAAAAUGAAGUUUAAUUACAUUUUUUUUUAAAUUUUUUGUUGGUUUGUGGAUUUGAAAACUAAAGGGAUCACUACGGUGGAACAAAAGAAAUUGAACCUUCUUACCCAGAUCAUUAUUACAAGUCCCCCUUUUGGGGGCUUUUUCAGGGAUAAUGACCCAAUAAUUCAAAUGAAACAUAACAUAUAGUCUAGAAUCCCAACUGGUAGGAGGCGAAACCACUUGGCAAUUUACAAGGGUGGCCAUAAGAGAAUAACUCUGUAUCAGCUGGGAAUUGGAGGAAUAAAAAAAAAAAUAAAAAAAUAAGGGUGGCUUUGGGACUAUCCAGUAGUGGUCAUCUUGGGGCUUCCCGCGCUCUAACUGCUCGGCCAAACUGCCUCCUAUGUUUAUUUUUUCCCUAUCAGCCUAAUGUAGAAAUGAACUGGAAUAUGAAGAAGUACCUUCCCACUGCUGCUUCUUGUCAGAGCUAUUUCCAGGUACACCUUACAUUUUAAAAGCUCUCUGUGGUAUACACCCCCUCCCCCAUUGCUAAACUUAAAACACACCCGUUGCUUUGACGUUUCUUUCCAUUAAAAGGUCAUGCUACAUUUUUAUGAAAUUUCCUUACUCCUUGGGAUGUUUUGUCUGUCAAAGCUUUUACAACUUUUUGGGGUUAUAAUUCAUUCACUUUUUUUUGGGGGAGGGGAGGGUCAAAGUUUGGACCUUCCUCUCAGUAAUUAACAGUAGUACAGAAAGUCUGUAUCGUAAAAUGAACAACAUCUUUGUCAUGUAUUCAUGUUGUAGCAUUUUCACUAAGCAGCUGAUUUUUAGGUCUAUUAAUUUUGCCAUUAAUGAGUCCAACAAUCCAGUCAGAAAAAAUACAGAAAAAUGACAUUGUUAUUCAUAUUUUGGUGUCAAUUAUUAGUUUUCCUCAUCCAGUUUGCACUGGUCUAUUCUCUUUACCACUGUUUCCUAGCCUGCAGAGCAGGCAGUUUUUGUGCGACAUUUUUCAUUUUUCAUUCAACAAGUAAGAAAUCUGUAUAGGCGUGCUAAAAGCUGAGCUGUAGUCAAAUAAGAAGAGGCGAGGGGAGGGGUUGAGGAGUAGAAGGCAGAGAGAUGAACUGCCUGUAUUCAAGGCCAUGAGUUUUUUCAUACACCAUUUGCCUGUGUUUGUUCCUUUUUUUCCUUUGUCCUGCAAACCAGAACAGAUAUUUUAUCUUUCGUGUAUUUCUUGCAGAUUAUUAUUGCAAGUCACAUUCAUGCUAUAUAUAACCAUUCUUUGGAGGAGAGGAGACGUGUCGAGCCUGGCAAUACUCCAGUGAAAAAAAGAACAAGCUCACAGUCCCAGGUACAGCUGCUUUCCAAGCAGUCAUUUUGUUUGUUAAUAAUCUGAACUGCCUGUAUUCAGUUAACAUGUUUUUUUUUAUGUAGAGGGAGCAGUUUCUGUGGACUGUUGCUAGCUAUUUGAAUGGAAAUGAACUACUCUCGAAUAAGAACCAUUGUUGAGAGAUUCUUAUAGUCUGUGUUUUAGACAUACUUAUCUUUGUACUCAAACUCAUCAAAAGUGCUUAAAGAAAAUACAAAGAAAACUGAUAUUUUAUAAGUGUUUGAAAAUCAGAUAAAGAACCUUUAUUAUUGCAUCCUUGAUUUCUAGCUCCUUUUAAAAUUAAUCAUUUGUUUAAGGAGAAUUCUCAAGCAUUUGACACUGUUAAUCCGUGCAUAUUCUCCUUCAGUAGCAUGUUUGAAUGUAAAGCAUUGUUUGGGUGAGGCCUUUAACUGCUGUAAUUAAGAAUAAAAGAUACAAGUUAAAGUUUUACCUUUGACACUGAAUGUUUUCAACACAAUAUCAGGCACCUUGAAGUUUGUCAAAAAGAGUAUACUCUGCGUCAUUUUUUCAAAUCUUUUUCAUAUUUGAUUUUGUGAUAAAUCGUAUUUUUGUCUUAAGUUAUAUGUUUCAUUAAGCGCAUCCCAUAGUAAUUAGCACUAGCAUGGAACUUACAAAGUUGGUAAAGGUGUUUUAAAAGUUUUAAUCCGCAUCUUCUCUACCUAACAGAGGGUUGCAGAAACAUCAGCCACACCUAGUCUUGUCACCUUUGCACAAGAGAGAAUCUCUGGAGAGCUCACUCAGACUCUUUUCUCGUAAGUGCUUUCUGUUCACAAUGAGUGUGUCAUUCGUAUGAAAAACCAGAGGAAAUUUUCCUCUUAAAUUGAAAAGUGCCGUAGGUUAUUUUUUCCUAAAAAUGUGAGUACGAACAACUACAGUAAAAACCCGCGUUUAAGAACCUAGAACUUAAGAACCUGUUAGGCUAAAAUUUCCACUUUAAACCCCCUUUUUUAUAAGAACCUAUUUAGGCUAAAUUUUUUUAAUAGGUUCUUAAUUACAAAAAUGAAGGCACAGAUGAAAAACAGAAAAAAACAUUUUAAGUCCAGGUGUUAGUAAGAUUCAAAAUGUAACACUACAGCAUUUUAUGGAUACUGCAGCAUGAAAGACAUGCAUGCUAAAACUUUGGAAAGAUAAAUUUACUGUAACGUUAUCAUGUGAACUGUAUUCUGGAUAAUCAUUUAACACAGCAAUAUAUUCCAUACCACGAUAAUUUUGCGGCCAACAAAUAUGUGGCUUUUGAACUCCAUCUUAGAAGUUUUGCUGCAAUUUUUGCAUCAUCUGUUCAAUAUGGCAAAAUUCUUCAAAAUUUGGUCAACAGUAGCUGCUUAUGAUGAAUUAUGCAUGUCAUUUUAGCCAAUCAGAAAUGGCAAAAUAUUUUGAAUAAUAAUAAGUAAUAUAUAUACAAGGAGAGUCACUCAGAAACUUCAUCUGUAGUGAGUGAUGCAUUAUAACAUGCAAAACUGUUGUCCUACAACUGAUAAAUUUCUUUUCUCUCUUUAUCAUUAACUUGUAGUGUAACUCAGAAAAUACAGCACACUUUGUCUGGCGACAGAUCUUCAAAUACAGAUCCAAGUGCGGAAUUCCCACUCCUACCAGGUUCCCAUCUGCCACUUAACAAUCCUGCCUUGGAAUUUGUCAAGUUCAUUUGUAAGGUACAAAUUUAUUAGUUGUAACUGUUAAGUUCAGUCAUUAAAGAAGUUUCAGUUAAUGUCAAAGGUGACUUAAUUUUUUUUAAAGGUGCAUUUGGAAUAAAGCCCAAGGUGAUAUCUGAUAAACUGCUAAAUUCCCCCGCCCAUUUUUCAUAUGUAUUCCUUGGGAAUAAAAGGGAGAAUUAAUUAUUAUAUCAAGAGUCACUCAGAGCUUAAUAUUCCAUGCACCCCUUCAAUAAAUCAGUUUAAUAAUUAUUAUUUAAUUAAUCAAAGGUUGCUUUGGUGUAUUUUUAUGGGUGGCUAAAAUACCUAGGUCAAAAUCAACUGUGACUUGCUUGCAAACACCCCGUUUUCCUUCCCACCAGCCAUGUGUGUUGGUUUUUUGCACUGUCUUUAUUACAAAAGCUGUGGUGUUGGGAUUAGAAGCCAACUCUUCCAAAAAAGGUUUUUAAAACCAAUGGUCAUUAGAUUGUCCAGUGUUAAGUGAAAUGAGGUUAAUGUAAUAAAUGGUAUCACAAAUGUUACGAAAAAAAUGCAGUUAAUUAUUUGAUAUAAGGUGAUUUAUUUAUUUUAUCAAUCCUAUGAACAGGUGUUGUCUUUAGAUUCCAACACUCAGAACCAAGUCACCAAGCUAAGGUAAAAAUCAAUAAUGUUUUGCAUGAAUUAAAAUCAUAGGAAAAUCCACAUGCAGACAAAAACACUGAGGGUGGCAAUAACAACAGCAACAAUGACAACAACAAAUGUAUUUAUUUGAAGAAAUAUAAGGUUUACAAUACUUUAUGUCCCGCAAAUAACUAUAAUGCUAAUCUAGGCAGGACAAGACUUUAAAUAAGACGUUAUUAAAUUACAUAAAAAGAAAAGAAAAGAAAUACAAAAACAUACAGAACGAAACACCUUACAUAUAAAUUCAAGUACAGGGGAUUUUGUUAUUUGAAAAAGACUAAAAUUACAACUGGAGGUAUAUACAACAUAUCAGGUUAACUUCACUCUAUUAAAUAAUUAACAUUCAAAUAAUUAUCUUCAUUACCUAGAACAUUAAGGAGAAGUGAUUUAAUUUUUUUUACGAAAAUUAGAUAUGCAAUAACAAUUUUGGCCUCUUUUAAAAGUGCUAAUUACCUUUUAAGUCAUUUAUUUCUUAGUAUGGGUCUUCACACAUCUCUUUAUAAUUAGGCGAGAUUUGCUGCGACUGCUAGGUGUUGGAGAAUUUUCAGCAGAAGCCACUUUCAGAGAUCCUUGCUCCUCACUAAUUCUACCAGAGGUAAGCCAUCAUUGUCAAACUGUCGUUUUUCAAUUUUUAAGAACAAUAAUGAUUUAAAAUGAAGUUUUUUUUUCUUUUUAGUUUUUGCCCUUUGUGAGUAUUAUCCACAGACUAGUAAGUUAAGGCCACUUACGUUGCCUAAAUUACCGCAGGAUGAAUUCCUCGGUGUUUGACAUCUGAAUGCUCAUGCACACUCAAUUUUCGAUUUCUGGGACACCUGAAAAACCCUUGAAAAGAAGAAAUUCAGCUAAGAUUGCUUGAUUGAAAACUUGAAUUUUUUAAAAUAACUUGGUAUUACUAUUAAACUAGCUCAAAGAUUGGGAAGAAAUUCUAAAAUUUAAAAUUUUUGGAAAAACUUUUUUCUUUAAACAUGCUGUGAACUCCCUGUGAAAACUCAGUUGUUAUUGCUUGAAUUUGAUAACCUACAACAGUAUUGCAUGUACCCAUCAAAGUUUCUGCUUCUCUGAAGUUAAUAAUAUUAUAGCCUUGUGAAAACGGAUGGGCAAACUGUAGUUAGUUUAGAAGAAUAAAUCACAUUGCGUAUAUUUUAAAUUCGUGGACGCACUAGAGGUACAGACAAAAACUAUGCACUGAACAGAAUUUAUGCACUUCAAUGCAGCCAUCUGAAAAAACAAAAAGAAUCACAAUAAUUUUAUAAUAAUUAUCAUUUGUUGGAAAUUUCCCCCAACAGGUUAUUUGCCUCUCUUGUAACUCUUGCCGUGACCUGGACUUGUGCAGAGAUCCUUUUAUAACACCAGCAGAAGGAAACAAACCGUAUGUACAUGGAAAUAUGAUAUGCAUUUAAUUUAUGGCUGUCUAUUGUAUUAAUUUGGUUAUCUGCACCACUCUGCACCUCCCCUUCUCCAACCAACGUCAUUAUCUUCUUACCCCUGAAAAACUCAAUAAGAUUGUAUUCACCUGUGAAGACAAAAUUCUCUCAACCAAUUCUUUAAGGAAAUGUAUGGCGAUCAGUGGAGAAUUUGUAUUUGGAUUUUUGGAGCUUAAAGGGUUAAGAGACAGUUGAUUGUAGUUGUAAAUUGAAGCUUCUCCAAUUAAUUUGCCAUGUAGUGAUGGGAAUAAAUCAUACUUUGCAUAACAAUGUCUCUUUUUUCUACAGGGCUUGUUGUAGAUGCACAAAUUUAGAGUGUGGCAGUGAAUACGACAUGGACUUCAUAGAGAUUCAGUUGAUUGACAUGGUGCAAAAGCUGUCAAUGGCAUUUGUUCUCCAGGAUCUAAAAUGUACCAAAUGUCGUGGGGUAUGUUGAUAUUUGUGUACCAUCUUUAGUGGCUUGUCGUUUAUUACCUAUAAAAAAGCUUGCUUUUAGCUGGGUAUAUUGACAAUUGUGGACCUUAAAUGUUUGUGUUGACAUGAUACGUUUUUGGUAUAAUUUAUCUUUCUCUGUUGGUAAACCUCAAAUCAAGAAAGCUUAAAGAGUGGGCUCUGGCCAAGCUUACAUGAUGUGAGCUGUAAGGGGUCAUGAUCUAGUACAGUAUAUGAUUGUUAACUGCACAUUAAAGAAAGGAUUCUUUACAUACAAUGCACUUCUUUAAUGUUGGAAAAAGUUUUGUUGAAAAAGUGUGGGUGCCCAGUUUGUCCAGGGGGUUCCACUUUUGGCAAAGCCAUCCCCUAGACAGAGUUCUGCCCUCGCUGGCUGGCAAACCAGUGCCCUCCAGCCAUGAGCCCCCACGCCAAUGGAACCAGACGCCUGUCACACUGAUUUAUCGGUGGAAGAAUAAAGGUGGGAGGGGUGGGGGUAAAAGGAUGAUCCAAGGGCUAAAUAAAGGGAGUGACCGCCAGGAAAACAUUGCACUGAGCACACAGAGGUGAUGCAAGCAAGGCUGACCGCACUUGAGCCAAAUGACCGACCACUGACCACGCCUGUGCUCCUAGUUGUUAACUGUAUUAAAUAAAUAAUUAUUUUACUUCAUUUAUGCGUGAUAGAUAUCAGUGGUAAUGACCCAUUUUUUAUAUGAUUAUUUAUACAGGUAAAGGCAACUAACAUGGCAAGAUACUGUAGUUGUGCUGGUAAAUUUACAUACACAGUGUCUCUUGAUGACUUUUCUGAAAAGCUGAAGACCUUCAGAAAUGUGGCCAGGUAUUUGCACCCUAAUUUAAAACGAGUUGUGAUCUCAUCUUAGGCCAAAUGUAAUCAAAGCAAAAUAAUGUGGAGACUAUUAUAAAAAGUCUCAACUUGACUCAUUUAUUUCCAUAAACAGACUGCUUACUGAUCAUUUUAAAGAAAUUCAAGUGAUGGCCUCAUGGAUCAUUUUGUCUUCAACCUUCUGGUCCAGGUGGAAACAAACGUGGUGGUUUUUUUUGGGGGAGGGCUGGGCAGGGGGGGGGUAAGCAAAGAAGGUACAUUAUGGCAAAUCAUGUCCAUGGCAAAUCAGUGGGCUAAAGAUUUUGUGUUGGGCUAGUGAAAUAUGCCUGAUGGGCUUUCUCGGGAGUUCAAAUUACAGAAGAACUUUUUAAACCUUGAUCCAAAAAGUUUUUGCUCCAGUUAAAAUGACUUUUAGGCAAUCUGUUUUUAACUUUCCUUAUGGAAAUGGGCAAGAAAGUGUGUCCAAUAGCCAAUAGCACAGGGCUUUCUGUUGGGCUAGUGAAAUUCAAAUUCAAAUUACUGAAGAACUGUAUUUAAACGUGGUGAUCCAAAAAAUGUUUUUGGGUCCAGUUGAAAUGACUUUUAGGCAAUUACAUGCUAGCUACAGCUUGCCUGAAUGGUUAGCUGUAAAACUGACUUUCUUAGCACGCUGGGGAAAUGUGCAAAAUGGUGCAUAAAAACUGCUCUAUUGUUGUUUUGUUGCCUUCCUUGUGUACUUCUGGAAUGAACUUAUUUCUUUUUUUUGUUUCAGUCAUUACAACCUGUCACUACUAGAAGAAACUGUCAACUGGAUAAUGCAGAAGAAUCCUUACAUGUCAUAACAACAGGAAUUAUCAUAGGAAUUUUACCUAAAAGACUGAUUGCUCCACCAACUGACUUCUGUUAGAAAGUUAAAUUUUCCCCUCGCAUUGCUGUGAUUGAUUUCUUGUGAGGAAAAAAAAAAAAAGGAUUUUGGCAUGACACUAUGGGCCACUCAGGGCUAUUUCUUCACCAACCCCACCCCUAACUCGUCACGGGUUAUCCAAACAGUAUUUCUCUUUAGCUGAGUCUUUUCCCUUUAAGGACACAAAAUUCUUGUCUUAUUAAUCAUGUUAUCCCUAGGGCUAACAUUUCAGUACAAACACAGUUGUAUAAACUUGAAUGUGCGUCACUUCAAUGAUAGCCCCCUAAUUAGAUGUUCUUAGGGCUUUGUUACACAUUCCUCCCCCAUGCACGACAAAGCCCUAAGAACAUCUGCAUAGGAGUGUACUUUAAUGGCUGCCUGCUUUUAGAUGGUAAACACAUGUAGAAUUUAGUGAUACAUGUAUUUACCAGUUUUUCAAGGAAAAAAAUAUUGUUGUCUCAGAUUGCUUAAAUAUACUCCCAUCUAGGCUUUUGAAAGCUGGAAAAAAUAUCCCUUCUUUCAACAUGGAUAGAACUCUAAUAAUAAUAUUACAAAACUGUUGUAAAUAAAAAAAGAAAAUUGACGUUGUGAAACAGGGAAGAAGUUCAAUAAAUUCC
This is a messenger RNA of Porites lobata, 45708 nucleotides long. Lineage: Eukaryota; Metazoa; Cnidaria; Anthozoa; Scleractinia; Poritidae. The record is from the annotation of a GenBank genome assembly.